CAGUAUAUAUACAUGUAUAUGUGUGAAUUUUGGUUUUCAUUCAAUAGACAGAAAUCAUAUCACUGAAUAACAUCACCUUUUACCACAUUUUUCUCUGUCUGCUCUCAAGAAAACCACCAAGCCAUCUGUGUGUGCAUGUGUGUAUUUUUCCAGUGUGUGGGAUUUUUCUUUUUUUUUUUUCUUCAGACAAGGAGAUAUUUUGCGAAACAUGAAUCGUAAACCACUGCAUUCUGCAAUGCCAUCAUAUCAAUGGGGAAACAGGUAAGAGAAAAGCUGAUUAAGGCCCCUUUACAUUCUACGUGUAUCUCUAUUUUCAACAAUUAUUUUCCAGGCUGUGACAAAAGGAACAGAGCACAUUAUUUAAAGGGAAAAAAAAAUCACAGAAACAGUGUAGUCUCCCAGAUUUAACCCUUCGUGUGCCGAGGAUUAAAAAUAAAAAAUUCUGUUGCACUGCUGGCAUGUCCGUUAACGUCAUUUCUGUGUCAGCUGUCUUUUUAUCUAUAUACCGAUACUAUAAUUGCAUGAUUUUUACAUGGGUUCCUGUCUGUAUUCAUGAUGUGAGAUGCAUUCUGUUUGUCCUUUUCUCUUUUUUCCGGUCAUGCUGCUGUAGCAGAGUCUGAUAUCUCCAGGACCUCAGAAAUUGCCCCCCUAAGAUGCUGAGACUGGACCCCCUGUUCAUUCUGCUGAUUUCCAUGUCUUAUUUCAAUCCCGAAAAGGCCUUAGCAGCCCCAACAGAAAAUGGUAAGCUACCCCUCUUCUCAUUUCUUCUAUUUAACUCUAAUGCAUUCUGUUUUAUAUGCAUUACAUACAGUGUAUUCUUGUUUUAGCUCGCUGUAUAAUGACCACAAAAAGCACAAACAGCAACCCUUUUUUCCCUCAAUUCCGACACUAUUUGCAUUUUUAUUUAUCUUUAGAAAUAAUGCCUCAGUUAUCCCAAAUCACUCAGCCUCCUAUGCCCUGUCUGUUUAUUUUUCCAUUUUAACCGAUUAAAUCCUUUGUUCUGAUUAAAUCACACAAUAAAAUCAGCUUGUUAUGUUGCUUAUUUAUAUUUAUUAAUUUGUUUGAGAGAAAAAACUACUUACUGGGCUUGGUGAGAACCAAUCCGAUUUUUUUUGGCAUGUUACAAUUGUACGUCUAAAAUUUGGAUUAUAUUCUACCCUUGAAGAAAUAGCCAUUGAAUAUGGUAAUAUGCUAUUUUUUUGGCAGUAAAUGAUUACAAAGUGGCUGCAAAAUUAACAUUUACAAUAAUUAUCAUACACACUAUGGCUAUUUUACUUCCAGGCUUUAAUAGUCAAUGCAGUACAGUCUGGGAAACUAUUAAUGAUGAAUUUCAUGGCCAGACAAUUUAGAUGUACCAGGAUAUGGUGUUCCCUCUGCAUGAGGGCAGUGAUAUCAGUAAACCUUGUUUGUUGCAACAUAAACUAUCCCAACAUUGUAUUUCUCUCCAGUAAAUCCCAAAGGAUAUACCAAAUGUUUUCCUCAAAGCCUCCCACAGGUAAUGGCAAGGUGUGAUUACACCACAGAGCAGGAGUUAACAUUAUGGCAUUGUUGAGUUGCAACAAAAAAACUUGACAUUUGGGCUAUGGUUUAACUUCAAUUCCCAUCAUCCAUGGUGGAAUUUGAUUGCCAAAUGCUGCCUCUCCCUAUUGUGAAACUCUGAAAAACAUGAGAUAUACACAUGGGGUAUGCUUAAAAAUGUGAGUUGUCAAGAAUUAGAAAUGUAUUUGAAAUUUUAAGCCAUACUUAUCCAACUGAAAACCUGAGUAAUUGAGAAUUUUUAUGGAUUUGGCUAUUUUGUCCUAGACUAAACUUUGAAAUUCAUUUUGAAUUUGCAACAAUAUCUGACAAUUCUGACAAUAUCACAAUACAAAGACAUUGUUGGUCUUCAAUCUAGUUUUAUCUAGUUAUUCUGUGUAAGAAAAAUUAAGAUACAUGCAAAAUUAGUGAUAUGCAGUGUACAAAUUCUAAUAGAUAAAUAAGUAGUGUAUAUUUUUCAUUGUGUCUACAUAAUGUCCUGUGGACAACUAUGUGACGGGUUUUGUAUUCAAAUGCAUAACAGUCAAUGAAAUUCUGGUCCCUGCUCAUUUAAAUGAACACCAUGGCAUUAGGAAUGCAAACUGUAUUCUUAACCUUAUAGUGUCUGUCCUUGUCUAGAGUAGUCCCCACCCCUCCCUCGUGUCAUAAAAUGAAUUUUUAAAAAAGCUUUUUACUCAACUUUUUCCUGCACUGAGAUUCCUUUGGUGCUGCUCACCUCUCUGCCUUCCCUGGUGUCAUUGUGGAGGCAUGGCCUCCUCCAGCAAUGGUCCAAUCCAAUUGUAUACAAUGCUUUCCUAUAUGGUUCCGCGCAGAGCCGCGAUCAGAACAUGAUACUCAUGACGGUUGUCAUGGGCCCGGUGAACCUCAGGGAGACUCGGGCCUGGGAGAUAUGGCUGUACAGGGCCUGGGUACCACAGUCACAAUGUGCGGCCCAUUGCUGCCUGUAUAGUGCAAAGGGGGGUUUAGCGAGUGCCAUUUUCACUUUCCAUCUGCUCCACUCUCCAAUUCACGAGAGAGUUGCAGUGAGGGCAGCUGGAAAAUGAAGAUGGUGCUGGCUGGGCCCCCUCUGCAGUAUACAGCACCUGACAGCAAGCAAAAGAGAAUGUAAUCUCCCCCCUCUCUGGCCACAGGUAAGAUGCAGGGAGGGGGGGAAUAAAAUUACAUUUAUUAUUGUUCCCAUAGAAUGCAGCCCCUAUUUUACACAACAUAUUUACACACACUACAAACACUACACAUUCCAAACACACACUGUAUUCACUGCAUAGGCACACACUGCAUCCACUACACAAACACACACUCUGUAUUUACUAUACAAACUGCAUCCACUACACACUACAUUCACUACACACACUGUAUCCAUUACACAAACAUACAAUCUGCAUUCACUAUAAAAACAUACACUCUGGAUCCAUUACACAAACUGCAUCCACAACACCUACUUUACACACACACUGAAUCCACUAUACACACCCUACUCAUCCACUAUACACACUCUUUGCAUCCACUAUAAACAUAUUGCAUCCACUACACACACCCCCAAACCGCAUCCACUAAACUCAGGAUGGCUUCUAUGGGUGGACUCAGGGGGGCCCAGGGCAAAAAACCUUGAGCAGUGUAAGGUCACAUGCAGUGCUGUCACGGUCAGCCGUAGAGAAUCAUUUUCCCCUCUAUAAGGAGCAUUAAAUUGGCCUGUCAUCCUCGAGGUACACCUCUAGGAUGACUUAACAAGAGUAGGGAGAUUCUUUGCUGGAGAAAAGGUGAGUUAUUAGUUUAUAUUUAACACGGAGAGGGGGGGCAAAAUAACAAAGGGUUGUAGCAUUAUGAAUACAUAUAUGUAUUCCUAAUGCUACAGUGUUUAUUUAAGUACAUACACAAAUAUGGAUAUUCACUAAAUGCCGAAAUGUAAGGACUAUUAAAGGGUUUCUCCAGCCCUUUUUUUGUGGAGAGAUUAGAAUAAUGCUCUAGUUGCAAUAUUCUUUAUCCCCCACCCCCAAAAAAAUAAAUACUUUAAAAGUGUGUACAAAAAGCUAAACUUGCCUUAAUCCAGAGGCAGUGGAAGUUCCUAAUGUCAUGGGAGCCAUCCAGAGUUCCAAACAAAGGCUUCUCAUAAAGGGUGAAUGGUAGGUAGAGAGGGAAAGGAGAAGGAGGGAGGGAACAAUGCACAUAAUUUGAUAGAGAGGCAUGGAGGGCUACAUUUAGUCUAGGAGGGAGAGGAGGCUCUGUCUGCCUGGGAGACGCAGUUACGUCUGUCAGUAGCGUGCAGUGCGCACUGACAACAGACUUAAAAUAUGCACAGAAUUGACAUUACGGCGCCUGGAACAGUGUUAAAGGAACACUAUAGUCACCUAAAUUACUCUAGCUAAAUAAAGCAGUUUUAGUGUAUAGAUCAUUCCCCUGCAAUUUCACUGCUCAAUUCACUGUCAUUUAGGAGUUAAAUCACUUUGUUUCUGUUUAUGCAGCCCUAGCCACACCUCCCCUGGCUAUGAUUGACAGAGCCUGCAUGACAAAAAAACUGGUUUCACUUCAAACAGAUGUCAUUUACCUUAAAUAAUUGUAUCUCAAUCUCUAAAUUGAAUUUUAAUCACAUUCAGAAGGCUCUUGCAGGGUCUAGCAAGCUAUUAACAUAGCAGGGGAUAAGAAAAUCUUAAUUAAACAGAACUUGCAAUAAAGAAAGCUCUCUUUACAGGAAGUGUUUAUGGAAGGCUGUGCAAGUCACAUGCAGGGAGGUGUGAUUAGGGUUCAUAAACAAAGGGAUUUAACUCCUAAAUGGCAGAGGAUUGCGCAGUGAGGCUGCAGGGGCAUGUUCUAUACACCAAACAUGCUUCAUUAAGCUAAAGUUGUUCAGGUGAUUAUAGUGUCCCUUUAAGUCAUUUGUACCGGGGCUACCACUUGCCCUCGGAACACAAUUACCAAUACUUCUAGAGGUGCAGUGUUUCAAGCUGAAACACAGCACAUCCAGGUUCUAACUACCAUGACCACUUCACAAAGCUGAUAUGGCUAUGGUGAUUGGAGUAACCCUUUAAAACCAAAUUUCAAAAUUUAGGGAAAAAUAACCAUACUAACUAUAGCUAAGUUGGAGAUUGUUUCCAAGUUAGCAUUGUUUUCAUAGAUUCUGCGUUAGGUUUUCAAUUCACUACAAUUCAGCAUUUAGUGAGUAAAACCUAAAGAAUAAAGUGUGUUGGAAGAAAGGGGGAACAGACUAAGUAAUCCUUCCCAAUCAUGUUCCAAUAAAAUGCCAAGAGUAACACAUUUCCAAGCUAAUUACCCCUAAAUUCAGCCUUGAAUUCAAGCAUAUCUGACAGUAAGACAGCACAUUAAAUACUAUGGCGUUUUUCGCUAAACACUGAAUUGUAUUAAACUGAAAAUCAGACUGCUAAAUUUUGGGAAAGAGUGCUGAUUUAGAAAAGGUCACCAACUCAGCUAUAGUCACAGGUUGUAUAUUUUAGCCUAAUUUUGCAAUUGUGUUUUUUUCCAUUUUCAGUUGACUAACAAUAGUUUGUUUAUUAAUUAAUAAUUGAUUGUAUAAACCUCUACUGAGAUUUAAAAUGACACUGAUAUUGCAGUACCCGCUAGCAAGUUUAGUCAUGGUGUAGAUACGUAACCUUUUUAACUAACUAUUUAAAGGGUCACUCCUACCACCAUGACAACUUCACUGUUUUGAAAUGGCCAUGGUACCUGGAGUCUGGAGUCUCUAUGUGCAGCACUUCACUGAGAAACGCUGUAUAUGCUGAGGUUAACCCCUCUGCUGCUCACGUUAGGGUGUCAAUAGUUAUCUUGGCACAAUAGUUCAGAACCGACUAAUAAGAAUUCUAUGCAAACUUGGCAUCUCGCACCAGCAUGGACAAAAUUCUGAUACCAGACAGCCAUUAAUGUCACAACCCUCCCCACAUCCACCACGUGAGGGAAUGACCUCAGUUAACGAGGACAGGCCUGCAGGGUGAACUUACCUCAGUGCUGGAAUGGAGGUAAAUUUUAGCUAUGUUCUUUAUUUAUUAGAGGUGGACCAGCAUAGGAAGGGUUACUUUGACAAAAAACACUGUUUUAUGAUUGGUGUAACCAUUCAGCCAAGUUAGCAAGUUAGCAAUUGGUUGUGAGGAUUCUUUAAAAUUCUUUAUAGGUUCUUUUUUAUUUCAAUUGACAUGCUUUGCCAGACACACUGGUCAAAGCAUGAAAAAUUCAUGCAGUGCUGUAUGGUGUAUACACACGUAAGGCAGUGUUGGAUCAAUCACCGGUACAGAAUUUCUUGGUAAAUAACUGAGUACGCAUGAGCACACCAAAGGAAUCAUGGGGUGGCUCCAACAUCUAUUCUAGGACCUAUAAGUGUUGCAGAAGUACGUCCUCUGCUUCAUUCAUCACAGUUAAAGCUCUAGUAGAUCUGGUUGGAAUUCUUGGGACAUGAUAGUUCCUCUUUAGAUGAAAGAAACAAAGUAGAGAAAGUUGUUCUCUUGUACCGGAAUAAUCACAAUCUCAAUGACUGGCUCCACUGUCCAAAAAGAGAAUAUAAGGCUUAUGAUUUAACCGACUGAGUCAAUUUCUUGUCUGGUGUCUAUGAAUGAGGUGAUCAGGAGUUUAAUCAACUAUAAUUUUGACAUUCAUAAAAAUCUCACUCAUUUUUUAAGGAAAGAUAGGGCAUUUUUGCAUCUGUUUUAAUAACCAAUUAUUUAUAAUAAAUUUUAAAAAAUAAAAAAACGAAAAAAUGAAAAAAAAUCCACACUACAGUAUUACAAUUCUGCCUGUUAUAAUCUUUAAACAACUAGAAUAUCUAAUCAGAUCUAUCCCAUAAUAAAUGUAUUCCGUUCUUUUGAUGUUGAAAAUAUGUCAUCAAAGCUAGGAUUUUCAUGUUGAUCUUUGCAGGUCAUAUAAAACUAAGAGCACAAGCUAAAAAAUAAACUUAAUUAAUUAAAAAUGAUCCUAUAAAUUAAUACUGAAAACUGAACCCUAAACUGUCCCAAAAUAUAUUGUUGAAAAGUAAACAAUUCAUGGUAUUCUCCCAGGGCAUUUUGACCAUGUAACCCUUUAAGUUCAUCUAUUUUUAUCGUUGCAGCCGCUAGAAGUAACAUUUCCAUUUUUGGUGGUGGGGGAGGUGGCAGGGAGGUGGGACAGGGUUACAGAUGAUCGAUCUCUGCAUUUAAUGCAGACCAGGAAUGCAGAGUUUGUGGUUUAUAUGGUGGAGCACUUAGUCAUGGGACUUAUCUGGUGAUCACUGCAUUGUGCAAUGCUGACAUGUUUCAGUGCAUGAUGUCCUUAUUGGAUUUGUUUUCAUGAUUUACCUGGCAUGUCAUUGACACUGAAUGAGGUUACAUUUUUCUUGUGUCAGUAGUUUGGGUUUAUAUAAAGCACCAAAAGAAUAACAGGAACUACACUGAUUCAGAUGGGCAAGAAAUGGGUGCUUCAGUGCCAGGGGCGAUUACAAACCUCAUACAGAAUACAAGUAGAAAAAAGAAGGUCCAGGCACCCCACUGCUCAAAAUUGCAUAUUUAUUUCGAACACAGUGUAAACAGCAACGUUUCAACCCUGAAUGGGUCUUUGUCAAGCUUCUUCUUUUUUCAAGUAGUAUGGGGUUAAGCAGUGGAUUUGACAUGGCAAUGUAAUUUUAGUUUUCUUAUGGGGAGGGUCAAAAGCUGUCCUUAGUUAUUUCUAUUAUCUCGCAAGGAAUUACUUUUUCUAUCUUCGUGCUGCUCUUUAUUGUAAGAGAGAAGAGCAACUAAUACAGAGAUCCAGUCUUGUGAUUUUUCAGGCCCCAUUAUUGCCUGAUUAGCAAUUGAUCCCAGGUGAUGACAGUGCCAGCUUAGCCCCAUAUCACGAGCAGUUAGGGUUGCCACAAUCUUCUUCCAUAACACUAGGACAUAGUCAGGCUGUGUCUCUUCCAUGUGUCACAGUUUUGCCUUUUCCAGUUGUGGUCUCUCUCCUUUACCCCAGUCCCAGUUAUUAUUAUUGGCAUUUAUAGAGCGUCAACAUAUUCUGCAGAACUUUACAGUGUUGUUAAGGGGGAAAUCUAACAAUAAAUUAGACAGUUACAAAUUGUUAUAUGAACAAUAGGUUGAUGAUGUCCCUGCUCAAAGAGCAUACAAUCUAGAAUAAUGUCCCUGUCCUCCCUGCAUUUGUUCUCUUCUCCAGACAUCCACACUUGUGUUCUCCCAGCUUUGCUUAGCCAAAAAUGGAUAAAUGUAGCAUGUAGUCAGUAUGUUUGGAUGCUGCUAUAUGUCAGACACUCAGUUUCCAUGUUUCUGUGGAGGGUCAAUGUUGAUCCAAAGGAGGAGGCAGCCUGCACACUUCUCACUGAGAACUGGACCUGAGGCUGGUGACCCCAUAUAUAAGUAGAAAAGACAUAAGUAGCAGAUUUAUUGUAAAAUCAGAACAUGAACAGCAACGUUUGACCUCAAAUUAGAUCUGUUCAUGUUCUGAUUUUACAAUAAAUCUGCUACAUUUUGUACCUUGACAGCCUAGAUCUGAGGAAAGGCAUGCCCAGGUGGCAGAAACAAUUGUCAAAUAGGAUUUCAGUUAGAUUUGCUGAUACUGACCCGCACUUUACUUGUAAGUUAACAAAUGCACCCUGAGGAACUCCAAAACACCCAGAACUGUUAUAUAUAUGUUAUACGGCCACAAUAUUUGUUCUUUCAUUAAAAUCUGUAAUUUUCACAGUUUUCUGAUAGGUAUGGCACCUUUAAAUACAGUGCACAGACCUAAUGGAGCUGAUACUGACUGACCUGGAGCUGAUACUGACUGAGAAGUAUUCGUUUCUCCUCCUGUCCAUCAGACUUUACUUUACCUUAUUGAAACAAACACAUCAGACUGGAGCCUUCAGCAUAUUAGUUCCAUGCAGAGCAUUCAACAUAUUAGGAUGUGCAUCUAUAAUAAAAUACCAUCAAAACUUUGUUUAAAAAAUACUAGUUUGAAAGUGAAGAUAUAUUAUUUGGCAAUAGUGACCUUUCCCUUCCUCCCACCCCCCCAGAAUAAGGGGAUAGAGGGGACAAUUUGAUCCUGCUUUAGGGUACGCAUGGCAACAUGAUCAGGGGAAUCAUGCUGGGGGAUCAGAUCAGGAAAUUCUACGGACUAAGAAGUACUUUUGACUAGAAAAGAUACAUUCACUGUUCCCAGUGCUAUUUACUGUAGUCCCAGUUGUCAGGUCAUGUAUCAAUAUCUUACCGUAUGAAUUAUGUAAAUUCAGGCAUGGAUUAAAAUAUAGCUGACACAGGGCUACAAGAAUAGCAAGUUUGCUAAUUACAAAACUCUGACUUUUAGAUCACUUACAUAACCAAGCCAGAUUGGUGGAUCAAUUGAAGUCAGGCUUGUGGCCUGACUAGAAAAAUCAAACCUUAAAUUGCUAAUUGACAAACAUUUACAAUUUAAUAUAUGCUAAAAGAAAUAAUAAGUCAAUUAAUACGUGUCCAAAUUUAAAAUAGAGUAUGAUUACUUGUUAACCAGUUGUUCCUUACAAAUGAAAGUUAAACACUCAUCACAUGUACAAUGGGGCACAGGUUAUCAUACAGCGUGGGAGUUCCUCCAGCUGGCCUGUCAUUCCUUCCUCCCUUUUGGGGUAUAUACAAUGGGAACUAACAUAGUAUAUUAGUAUAUAAGAUAUACUAAUAUAUGUUAUGGGAUACAAUAAGAGCUUGUACCUUGGGAACAGGAUAAGGAGCUAGAGGGGAAAAGGUCAAAGUCAUGACCUAAGUAUUUACUGAUUGUCCACGGAACUAGAUAGACAAGAUCUUGCCCCCAAAGCAAUCCACCAGCAGCUUGUUCAGGUGGGUGGAAUCCAACUAUCUGUGUGUAAUUUAAUAGCAAUAAAUUGGAAUACAAUAAAAUUAUACCAGUAGAUGAAAUCCACCAAAAGGAACCAGUCAUUUUCAUUUUAAUCAUUUGAAGUUAAGCUACUGGGUGUGGUUGUUAUAGAGAGUCUUGUGUUAGUGCGGAACCACUCUCAAAUCAAAACAUGUUUAAGGAACUACUGCUUGUAAAGUAGAGAUAGUUUCACUUCUAUUAUAAAGGUGUCAUAAAAUGUCGGAGGUAAAUAUUACUCUUUUCACAUGAAUAUCUAUCUAGCAAGGUCAAAACAAAUCCAGGUGAAGGUGAACAUCAUGGUGCUAUCCAGAGCAAAUAAUUGCUUUAAGAGAACUUUAAUGGAAUGCAAGUAAAUUCAACUUCUAUGUUAAUUAUUGGUCUUAUCACAGUUUGCAGUAUUUGUUUAAGUACAUGUUAUUCUGGAGAGUCUGAGAGUGUUUCUAUAUGUGAAUUUGAGUGUUUGAAUAAACAGCUGCUCCCAAUUUUUGAUGGUGAAUAAUCGAAAACAUGAGUUAAUCUGGUAAAUCUACAACGCGUCAAAAAAUUAUGACAAUAUUUCUUUAUAACACUAGAAGACAAAACUAAGCAUAGUUUCUGUAAAUUAAAUAAGUUUGUUUCAGUUUUCAGAUCCUUAAAACGUCAAAAAUUCAUUUUCAGAGUUUCUCAUUAACAAUCAGAAAGUUCAAAUCAAUAAAAUGAAUUAGCAUUCAUGAAUAAUUUUAUUGCCAUGGCAAUGCCGGAGUUGCUCAGAGACAGCUGAAUGUGAUGCUAUGUCUCUUUCUGAAGGUGCACAUUGUCCUAAUAGUUAUGCAAUUUCAAUCCGUAUAAAAACAAUGUAUGACAUGCAUCAGAUUGAGUAGGUGAGAGAAUUUCUGUUAAAAACUCAUAGGUUUAUUUGCUAAAUUAUGAAUUUUUCAGAAUUCAGCAGAGAAUAGCAGAUUUGAGAACAAAGUUGCUGAGCCAGAAGCGUAGCUCAAUGGUAGAAUUGUUAGUUUGGAUAUUAUAGUCUCACACUUGCAAUUCCCUGGUUCAUCCCCCAAAAUAUACAUAUUAGCAAAUAACGCUAUAAGUGUGACACCUACAUGCACAGUGAAUGCAUAUACUUUAACGAAUGUAAUUCUACCAGUGUAGGAAGUCAGGGGAUGAAGGCACAGAUAUGAGAGAGGUAAAAUACCAUCUGUCAGAUCUGGAUUAAGAACCUACAGGUACUAGGCUAGUUACAAGUUUAGGGCCCUCCUUCACUCUUAGUUUACACUCAGUUCACUCGUGCCUUAUACAAACAGUGACCCAUACACACACACUCUUUCACAAUACAAAUACUGUUGAAUAUACACAGACACUGAUCCAUACACACGCACUCACACGCACUCACAUUAACCCAUAUACGCACUCACUGACACAGACAGUGCUCCAUAUACACACACACACAAACACUGACCCAUUCACACACACUCAUUGUACAAACAGUGACCCAUACACACACACUCACAGUACAGACACUGACACAUACACACUCACAGUGCAGACACAGAUCCAUACACAUGCACACACAGUACAGACACUGACCCAUACACACACACAAACAUUGAUCCAUACACUCACAGAUACAGUUCCAUUCACACACAUGGACACACAAACACUGACCAAUACACACACUAACAGUGCAGACUCUGACCCAUACACACAGAUCCACAGAGACUGGUUGUUAGGUUACUGCUAAGCCUAGCAGGACUGGUACAACGAGCACGUGUACUACUAUACCCCCAAGAAGCAACUAAGGUAUCAGCAGAGUCUUGUUUGUUGGUGUCAACAGAGACAACCUUUACUGAAGAAAUAGAGCAGAGUACCAAAGUAAUGCCCCCAAUACAUUGUCUUAGCAAUGGUGGUAAUGAAUCUGGUUGUGGUGAUAUAGCAAUUUCCCUUCUGCCACAGGCAUGUUUUCCCUCACAUGCAGUCUGUAUCGUGAGUGAUCAUCCGUCAGUGUAGUAAAAACAGUGCCCUGUCAGCGUCUACAAACGGCAGUUGCAGCGGUACAAGUUUCAACCAGGUAGGGCAAAACCCCUACAAUGCAAGGCAUUUGAAAAAUGAAGGGAGCAAUUUAAUUUGAAAGAAUGGGAUGUUUCAAAAAAACUAAAGGAAUAAAUGAGUGCGAAGGGAAGAAAAACUCCCUGGCUGUCACUAAGGAGCUUCUAGCCCAAUCAUAAAAGUGGUAAUUUCUAUUGAAAUAUAAAUUGAAUGACUCCAGACAUAUGAAGCACUUCAGCAAGCUUUUCAGCAUGCAAACAUGUGUUUUAAAUGUUGAACAAUGGACAUUAGUCUUUAUUCAACCUGGAUUACUCUGUACAUAUUAUUCUAUGCAUGUAGUGUAUUCCUUUAAAUACUUGCAUUUUACAUAAUUUGUAAAAUUGUCUUUACAUUUCAUUUUCUAAAUCAAUUGUCAAGUUUUGAUGCCAUUUAUCAAUAAAUAAACUUUGCAUGCAUUGCAAAUCCCCAUUAUAUGCAGCUGGUUCCAAAUAUCUGUUUGACCGUGUCCCGACUAGGCCUGUAAAGUGGCAGAUAUGAAGGGUGGCAGGAUACUGGUGUAUGUACAGCCAGGGCAAAUCACACCAUCUACCUGCCACAUAAUUUAAUGAUGAAGUGGGGUUAAAAUCAUAUCUUCUUGUGUCAUAACAUAUGCAAGUAUUUUAGGUUUGUGUGGUUAUUGGAGUAAUCUUUUACUUUCCUAAUUGGAAAAUUUCCAAAUUUGUUGUGCUGGCACAAUGUAUGCUUCUUUCAUUUAUAUAAUCAAAUGAUCCUUUAUUACAAAAUGAGGCAUACAAAAUGGUGGUAGCUAUGGGUUGUGUGUGUUUUUUUUUUUUUUUUUUUUUUUUUUUUCUACAGCUCAAUGAUGUCAUGUGACUUGAGAUGCUUUGUUUUAGGAUGUUUAAUCAGGUUAAUGGAUUUUCCAUUUAUGUAUACCCAAAUUAAACAGUGAAUAAAUCACCUGGUUAUUGUAGGUCAUUUAAAGUUCUAAUUUAAAUCUUCCAGUGAAUUCAAGCUGCCUUUGUGUAAACCAUUUCUAUGUUAUUACUGUGGUAUACUACUACUUUAACCCCUUAAGGACCAAGCUUCUGGAAUAAAAGGGGAUCAUGACAUGUCACAUAUGUCAUGUGUCCUUAAGGGGUUAAAUUGCCCAAUUAUCUGAAAUGCAUCAGGGUAACAUUUUUUACCAGAUUAUCUUUAGUGUGGAUGGUUUGUGUAGAUAAUGUUUGGACUUUGUGAUGCAAUCCUACUAAUGGUAGUGUGGUACAUUGUGUAAUAAAGAAUUCUAGCUCUGCUGUGUGUGUGGGAGUGGCUGCCAUUAAAUACCAUACUUUCUUGGCGGAUCCAGGGUCCCCCAUAGGCAGCUAAAGUAUUGUUCGUAUUUCUGAUGCAUAACUGUCCAGGAAUCCUUUUUAAGAGAGUGAGAGGUAAAACAUUUAGAAAAAGAUUGAUAGAUUGACUCUUGCACGGAAAGUAUUCCGAAUAAGGGUUGGUCAGUGUGGGCGGUACCAAUUCCACCCAGAGCAUAACCCUUAAAAUUAUAUAUGAAUCAAAAGUAAGGGAAAUCCCUAUUGAGAGAUCCCUAAAUAGAUAAAAUUUAGCAACAGAUUAUCCACUUGGCUGUCUAGUCAGUGACUUGUUAGUUAGGCUUUAGUUCUUUAGUUCUCCUUGCCAAAAUUGAACACUUGAACAGCAGCUUUAUCUAAAUUUAAUGGGUGUGCCAUUGAUAAGCAUCUCAGAACUUGUCUUUUCCCUUGGUUAGAAGUCCUAUCUCUCAGUAUUGCUCCAAUAAAUAAAGUAUCAACUUUUUUUACUUUUUCACACUCCCAUCCCCAUGAUUUACAGCAUUGUGAAAAGUAAUUACAUUUAUUGCAAGUGUAUUAAACACACCCAAACACUGGGCACCUUUGAGGUGGGUCUGCCCCGCCACCCUUAGGGCACACAUUCCGUUGUUUCUCUGCCCUUGUAGCUUAGGAAGGUUUGUUCUGGCUGCCUCCAUACAAUGUCUUUACUCAGGAAAGUGACUUUGCCAGCACUUCUGACACCAUGUAUUAUUUUCUGAAUGCAGAUUUAAAGGGACACUUCAUCUAAAUGAAGUUGUUAUGGUGCCAGGAGGUGCCAAGAGGUAUGCACUCUUAACGAGAACGGUUUAACUCCUAAGUUUCCUCCAGUGGUGAUCUCCACUCCUUCCCUGGUGGUAUCCGGCUUCUAAAUGUUCACUCAGCGAUGCUGAGCGGGGGCAUCGCUGAUUAGCUGAGAACGUGCCUUUUUCAUGCCAGUUUAUUGAAUGGGGAGUUACUGAUUGUCUGAAAGCAUCUGCUCUUCCCGGCAGCACUAUGCACUUUAUGCAUGUGGAAAUUCAGUAGCUGGAUGCUGCCUGAGGAGAAGGGGAGAUCGCCGCUUGAGGCAACCAAGGGGGUAAACAAUUCUUGAUAAUGUGGACAUUUUAGCCCUGUUUUACCUCAAAAUAGCCAAACUGGAAACAGUUGAUUUGGAAAUUAGUAAUAUUUUAGGUAAAAGGACACUCCUUUACCUAAUUGAGCACUCUUACCUCAAUUUUAAAACUAUUCUCAGAUAGUUUUACCCCAAAGUUUUAGAUUCAGGAAGUGCAGAGUGCCGCUGGGCAGGGGCACCGCUGAUUGGCUGAGAGCGGUGAGCCAUGUUUCUUUCCAAGCAAGUUUUGUGAAUGGGGAGUCAACCAGCCAAUCAGUGGCGCCCCUGCCCAGCAGCACUCAAUGCUUCCUGAAUCUGAAAAUUCAGAAGCCAUUGGGGUAGGGGCAACGUUGGGGUUAAAUUGUUGGAAAACAGUUAAGGUUGAGAUAAAAGUGCCUCCAGGGGUCUCCUGGCACCAUAACAACUUCAUUUAGAUUAAGUUGUUUUGGUGCCUGGAGUGUCCCUUUAAGGUGGAGAGCAGGAGAAAGCACUAUAGGACAGUAGGUUAACAGAGCAGUUCUUUAUUCAGCUUCCAUGAUAUCACUUCACAGUGCUGGCCAAUUUUUAUUCCUAAAUUGGUCAGAUUUCUAUUUAAAAUGUAUUAAUUUUACUUUAUUUUGCAUACUUGGUUUUCUCCGCAGGUAUGUUUGACCACAACACAAUUGACCCACUAGAGCCAUUUUGAUGGCUUUUAUUACCUGGUACUCGAUGAGUCAUAUCAAAAUAUAUUUAUUAUUACGGGUUUAGAUCAAAGACCAUGUGAUGCUACUGAGCGGAAUUUUAGUUCUUUGAACUAAUAAUUUGAACUAGACUUUUUAUUUUUUUCAGUGCAGACAAAAUAUUGCAUUUGUCCUCAGAGUAAGCAAGGAGUAAUUUCUCUUAAUUAGCAAUUUACGCUUAUUUUUUUGUAUUAUCCAGUAGCAGUUUAAGACCUUGCUUGUAUGUACAGAUCUCUUCUGUACCUAUCUUCAUGCUACUGCCUACUCUCUAUGUUAUCUAAUCUCUUGAUGUAGUUCUUUAUCUUUUUUAUUUUUUUUAUUUUUAUUUAUAGAAUUCUCUUUAGAACUUUAUAUAAUUCUCCAUCACAGUACUUAAUUGUAUCUAUCUCUAUACCAUUUACAAUUAUAUUGUUUGAUAUGUUUUUCUCUCUAUGUUGUCCUCUAUCACGGUAUUUUUCUCUACCACCAAAGGAUGUUUUCUUCAUCAAUUGUUUCCUUUUCAUGUUCUCUGUGGUCUUCUCCAUCACAUCGAUUCAUUGCAUUUAUGUUGUGGAGUUCCCCAUCACAUUGUUUUGUUGCAUUGUUUUCUAUAAUCUUCUACCAUACAUUAUUUUAUUGUUACUCACCUUUGUCUCUUUGAUUGCAACUUCUGCUUUUGUUUUAUGGUGCAAGUGUCUGUUAGUUCCCCCAUCACAUUACUUUCUAGUACAGUUCUCUGUACGUGUCUCCAUAAUAUUGUUUUAUUGUCAUAUUCUCUAUAUUGUUCUCUAUCAUUAUUUUAUAGUACCACCCAAAGUAAUUUUUCUAUUACACUGUAUUUUAUUUUCCAGUUCUCUGUGGAUUUGUCUAUCACAUUGAUUUAUUGUGGUGUUCUGUGUAGUGUUCUCCAUCACAAUGAUUUAUUGAAAAUAUUUCUGUAGACCUCUACAAAUACAUUGUGUUGUUAAUUUAUCUGUAGUUUUCUCUAUAGAAACACCUUAUUGUAGUUUUCUCUAUAGUAUUUUAGUGAAUUAUUUUACCCUUUCUGUACAGGAUUCCCUACUAUAUUGUUUAAGUUCCCUUACUGAGAUAGGUCAUUAGUUAAGAAAAACAGCUACGGUAUCCCAGAGUCACGUUUUUUUUCUGACAAGAUCAACUUAUUUAGGUUGAUACAAUGAGCACCGUAAAGUUGUAUCUAUCUAUCUAUCUAUCUAUCUAUCAUGCACUUUGCUGACCAGAUGCUGCAGUCCAUGAACUAUUUAUAGACAUUUUUUACUGUGUCAGUCAUUACUGUAUUCCUGUACACAAUAAUGCUGAUUGUCCAUGCCAAUAACUUAAAACUGGUGGAAUUAAUAGGUUGUAGCAUAAAUGUUUGGAAAUACCUCUAGAUAUAUUCCUUAGAAAUAAUGGAAUGUGUCUAAAACAUGCUUCAUUUUCCUCUUUUAGUGAAAUACUAUAGAGAUUUUUUACAUAGUUAUGUCCUGUAACAUAAAUAAAACUAGAAAUCCCAUAAUUUUAUUUUCGAGCAAAUUCCACAUUUGUAUUUUUUUUGUACGAUGAAUAGAAAAAAAAUUUUUUUAUCCAGUAGAACUUUGUACCCAUCUAAAACAUUAGGAUUGUUGCUCAAUAAUUUAACAUUUUUAAACUCCUAAUUGUAGAUUCUUCAAGUAUUGCUGGUUCUGGUGAUACAAACAUGCAUUGUCUAGAAGAAAAAAGGUAGAUAGUUCAUUAUCACAAAGAAGUAAAAAAGUCAAAUGGCUUCCUAUUGACUUCCUAUUUCAGUGCUGCACUGUGUGGAGACACUGACUGCUCCCCAUAGGGAUACAUUGAGUCAAUGCAUCUCUAAGAGGAGAAGUUGAUUGGCGCAGUGCAGUGUUUUUCCACGCAUGCAAAAUAUUCUCCCAAUACUUUCCUACGGGAAAGCAUUGGAUUGGUUCAACCAAUCCAAUGAUCUCAGCCAUGGAGGCGGAGCCAGCCGCUGCGGAACCAGAGCAGAAAUAAAAAAAAGUUAGUUAAUACCUUUCUUAAUAGUAGUCCGGUCAUCUAAACAUAUACUCCAACACUAUAGUGUUGCUUUAAGACUUGGGGUUUUAGAAUAAUUUUCUCCAAAUGGGAUGCUUGGAAUCAGAUAUUAGAAUCAAUGGGAUGGCAAACCUCUGUGUUCUGCUGGGUCAUUCUUUAUAAACAUAUACAGAAUUUUGUUGCCAGAAUUCUGUUCACCAUGUCAAACAUUUGUUAAGCAUUUCGUGCCCAAAUAGAGACUCCUGAGUAGAUAGUAUUGAAGUUGAAUAUGAUGGCAUUGAAGUUGAAUAAUCAAACGUAUUAUUAUUAUUACCAUUUAUAUAGCGCCAAUAUACUUUGCAGUGCUUUACAAUUAUAAAAUGGGGAUAUUGGACAACAAGUAGUACUGCGUAUAUAGAGACAAGAGGUGAAGAAGACCCUGCUCAAAUAAGCUUGCAAUAUAUAACUUGGAAAGUUAUGCUCAAAAACUUUGAACUCUAUUUAGCUCUAUUUAUGAUCAGACAGACUAUGAUUAAAUGGAGCAAAUAUCCUGCAAUGUUAACCCUCAUAUUAAUGGCUGUCCAAUUUUCAGGUAUUAUUGAUACAGAAUAAAAAAAAUAAUAUAAAUAUUGCACAUAUAUCAAUAUUGAGAAGCCUAAGAAAUCCACAAAAAUACUGGUAUAGCAAACAUUCCUACAUACCUUGUAGUUAGGGGGGGAGAAGAAAGGGGAACAGGCGGUAGGAUCUAUGUCGGAGGGUUGGGAGGUGACUGAUAUGACAUAGAGAAGAAGGUUAUCUAAGGGUGGUUUGAACAAGGGUUUAGGGUAGUCAAGAAGGAGUGGUCAUGAACAGAUUCAAUUUUUGUGAAAUGCAAUAUAGAAACACAACUAAUUUUCAAUUCUUUUCAAUAUCAUAAUAAGAAUAAUAUGUAUUGCGAUUUGCAGUUCUUACAAUAUUCAGCAUUUUGCAUUCCAUGUUGCUAUUAAUAGUGCAGAACAUGUUUUUAAAAUCUGAAACUUCAGUGACAAGUCGUAUUUUCUGGCUACAUGAAGUAGAAAGAAUUGUUUAAAUAUCCAGAUUCCUAUGUUCAGUAACGGACCUUCACUGCAUGACUUUACUGUGUCCUUAUAGCCAUAUAUAUAUAUAUAGAAGGUAAACUUUCAAUAAUCUGUGUAACAUAUUAAGCUAGAAAACAUGAUGUAUUAGUAAUUAUGUUGUUAAUUCGAUACACUUGGACUAUCCUAAUGCUUUGAGUAUUAAUAUUUGCAGUGCUAUGUAUGUACAAAUAGGUAGUGCUUUCUAUUAAAUGUAAAAGAAUGAAAAAUACAUGCAUUGAAUUAAUUGUAUUACAGUAUCUCCUCUGUGCAAACUAGGUUACAGAAUGAUUUUCUGGCUAAAAGGCUACAGAUAAACAUGCUAUGAUUAAACAUAUGAAAGCUAUUUUAAGAGUCUUAUGUGCGAAUGUUUCCUGUGCACCUCUUGCUAUUUUACAGUAUUACACUAUAUAUAUAUAUAUUUAUAGAAUAUUAAAAUAAUGUAAUCUGAUAACAUGGAAAACACGAAAAACUGUUCUGACAUUUUUUUCAAAAUCUCUCCUUAGAUGGCUCUUCUCAAGGACGGGCCCCUCUUGCCCCUCCAUAUGCAGUGGUCCUAAUUUCUUGUUCAGGAUUGUUAGCCUUCAUUUUCCUGCUUCUGACUUGUCUCUGCUGCAAAAGAGGAGAUGUUGGAUUCAAGGUGAGAAUCAUAACCAGUGUUGACAAAUAAAAUUCAAAAUAGCUUGGAAGUACUUUGUGAUGUUCUUCUAUAAUAUAAUGCAGAGCUAUUUACGGACACAACACUUUACUCUAACAUAGCCUCUCAAUGUGUAUUGUGUUGGCUUAAAUCAUUAAACAAUGGAUAUUGUAUUGUUAUAUUUUCUGUUUGCCAGGAGUUUGAGAAUCCAGAUGGGGAAGAAUUUUCUGGGGAAUAUACCCCACCAGCUGAGGAAACCUCCUCUUCCCAGUCCAUUCCUGAUGUAUACAUUCUGCCUCUUUCCGAGGUGUCUUUGCCUGUUCCCAACACACAAGCUCCAAAAGCAGGUAGCUUUCAGCUUUCACUAAAGGGUAUAUUAUUUACUAAAGUAAAAUGCAAAAUGAAUUCAAAAAUAUUUUCAAAUUUAAAGUCCAGAAGCUUUCAGUUCAGCCUCUGUGGCCUUAAAUGAAUUCCCACUUUAGUCACGUUUUGAUGUUUCUUAAAAUGUGGUCAUCUUACAGAAAUAAUGUAAAAUAUUGUGUUUAAUCAUUAUUUACUAGACAAACAAUUACUGCAUACAGAAAGAAAUGCCUGUAUUCCUAAAUUGUCUAUAAAUACGACAGUAGCACAAUUAAAUAGUUGAUAUGCUUUUAAGCUGCAUGUACUAAUAAAUACAAAGCAAUCAUGACUGAUUCUGCACAUUGCGUUGGCAAAUUUGAUGUAUUUUCACAUUAUGUCAUCGACCAUAUAACAUGUGCCCAACCUGCAGCUGAUAUGGUUUAAUAUAUGACAUUCCUAUAACUGGCAGGAUCAUGCCAUGUGACAUUGGGUAUUGUGGUAGUAUUGCAUUCCCAGCUGUAGCCCACUAUUUGGGCUGUUCUUUGUGAGUCAAGCUUGCCCAAAUGUAACCAAGUAUCUUAGAAAAUGAGCCAAGCAUUAAUUAUCAUGCUGACUUCUACAUAAUAAUUUUAACUUGCAUACUUCAAUGUCCAACGUGGCUUACAAGCUCUUCUCAGCUGGAUGUAGCCAAUGUGUAGACCAUCUAGGAGAUCUCAAGCUGUGUGUAAUGUUAAUUAGACGAACAUUUUUUGAUAAUUGCAAUAAGGAAGGAUAAAAGCCAGGCUUGUUCCUUUAAUGCGAGAAUAUGAAGCCUGUAGUACUCAAGGUAAUGAUAAAUGAAAACUCCUGUUAUGCUUUACCAACAAUGGCUAUUGACUGGCUCUUUAUAUAUAUGUGUGUGUGUGUGUGUGUGUACCUUUUAUCUAUUGUCUGUCCAUUAACAGAAGCUAGCCAUUAACACUGUUCUAUAUUUUCAAUCUAGUAAAACAAACAGGCUUUAGCCGACAGGACCUAAGCUACCUUCAGGAGAUUGGGAAUGGAUGGUUUGGAAAAGUGAGUAUGACUUAUUAGAUAUUCUAUUCUGGAACAUAUUGCUGUGGGAGCAAAUCUGAUUCCAGAGUGUUCUAACAUAUUUCUCAUGCAGCUGCUAGGCAAUACAUGUGGCCAUAAACCAACAUUUAUUGAUGCUGACUGAGCGUCUCCAUGUGGCUGCAACACAAUUUCCAAGAAACACUAUGAAAUAUUACAUGACCGAACUGCUAUAUUUGUAGGUGAUAUCAUCAAGAGGAGUACUGUGACAAGAGGCAUGAUUUCACUAUACAGCUGUACUAGGAUUAUAGGCAGCCAUGCAGGGAAGGACUGGGGCAAAUGAAACUUUUUCCCCAAAAGAUCUUUGGAUGGUCUCACUCAUUAGCGGGCUGCUGGAGUUACAAUGUAUGUCAUUGUAUAUCUUAGGAGCCUCCAUCAGCAUAAUGUGCAUAGCACUACAGAGAAUUCAUAGAGUUCAGCACAUGCCUAAAAGAUGCAGACUCUAUUGCCACCAAGGGCUUAAUCCAGAUACCGCAUUCCCUCAGAAAAUAUCUGUGUAUGCCAGUCUAGGCCCGGAGAACAAUACGUAGGGUGCCACCAGCCUGUGCACAAACACACAAAAUGUCAGCUAUUGAAGGCUCUGCAUCAAUCCUGUCUGCUGCUUUGAUUCUGCAGUACUUUGUCCCAAAAUGGCUGCUGUUUCAUGACAGUGGCCCAGGGACAAUUGCCCAGUGCCUUAAUGCCAAUCCACCAUGUAGUUGGGUCAAUUUGGUUUUUAUCUGAAAUCAACAAUUAUGUUAUGAUUUUGUUUUGCAUUACCCAGUGUCAUUAUAAAUUGAUCUGUAAUAUUCUUCAUGUAAUUGUCAACUAUGUUUAUUUCCUCAUGAAGGUGAUCCUGGGUGAGAUUUUCUCAGAUUAUACCCCAGCUCAGGUGGUAGUUAAGGAGCUACGAGUCAAUGCCAGUCCCCUAGAACAAAGAAAGUUUCUCUCUGAAGCACAGCCGUAUAGGUAAGUAAACCGGUCAUAUAGCAUUCAUUACAAAGCAUUAAUCUUAAAAGGGUUACUCCAAUUAAAAAAUAUAUAUAUAUAUAUAUAUAUAUAUAUAUAUUCUGGCAUAAUUACCCCCUGUUCCCAAAACAAAACAAUAAAGAAAUAGAGAGAAUAUAAUCUUAGAGAAACUAAGAGAAACUAAUCUAAGAUCCAGUGAAUCGGUCAAGUUCUUCUUAACCCUUAAGGACCAAAUUUCUGGAAUAAAAGAGAAUCAUGACAUGUCACACAUGUCAUGUGUCCUUAACCGGUUAAAGUCUGAUUCUCCUUCUGUGAUGUCCCUACCCCUCAUUGUAGGGAAGGGUUCUUCCGAAAUAUGGUCUGAAGAGAGAAUUGGUAGCCCAGGGUUGUUGAGGUGGGAAUCUGGACGUCUGUUUCCAGCAUGCAAACAUGAGUGCUGACAACAGAUAUCAUAAAAUGCACAGAAUUUAGCCAGCCAGAAACUCUCAUUUAUAGAAAAUUGUGAGCUCUGGAGUAUUUUUGCCUUGGAAGGCUGCAUACAUUUCUACAAAUUAGAAUGCUACACCAACCCCUUCUAAACAGAACAGGAGUGCAUGUAAAUCCUUCUAAGCAACAAUCCUGUUGUAGAGUUUGUGUGUUUAAAACAGAUUUUAAGCUAUUCAUGUAAAUCGUGAGAUGGUACAUUUUUGAACUCUUGUUUAUGAUUCUUGUGUUAUUCUUUUUUUUGGAGUAAUUUUUUAGUAGUCUUAUAAUUUCAUUUUAGUUACACUGUGUACACCUCGAAUUCUGUUUGUGUACUAUGUGGGAGAGUAGAACAGAGCACAACAGUCAUAUCCUGUACAAUUAUAUAUAUAAUACUGUACAAUAUCUAAUCUAGAACUUUAAAGUCGAUUUGUACAGGGCCUUUGAUGCUUUUUGUCCCCCCUUACUAAAUUUGAUUGUCAUCGCUUACCUGUAUGUUUCAUUUACCCAUUGUAGAGUAUGCAGAUUAUUUUUUUUCUUAGACACUUGGCAGUUUUGUUACUUACUGAGCAAGAUGAAUGGCAUAUCGCUCUGCCAAAUGUAUCUGCAGAAAUCUUUUUCCAAGAGGGGCAAAGCAAUAAUGUGUAUAGACAGACGUGAAAUGUUAUGCUUCAAAGGAAAAUAAUCUCAAGGGAAGGCACUUGCAUCUUCUUGCCCUAUGCUGAGGACACCCAGCUCAUUCUUUGUCCUAUGUUAAGAUCAUGUUGCCCCAUCCUGGGUUAAAUUAUUCACAAUUCCACCUCCUUCUGUACUAACUCCCAUCUAGCUUUAUGCCAGUUACUUCAUCUAGAGCAGGGGUCCUCAAAUUCCGGCCCCCCAGAUGUUGCUGAACUACAACUCCCAUGAUUCUUUGAAUUACAUAGAUGAAGAAUUUCAUCAUUGUCCCAAGUACAGGGACUGGGCAUAGUAUUUCCAUAUAUCAACAUAACACAACUACAAUGUGCCCAACACCUUCUCAAAAUCAACCACAAAAGAAUAAUGCGACAUGUAUAGCUAUUUCCUGCUAUUUAAGAGAUUCUUCCCUCUAUGAAUAAUUACCCAAGUAUGUCUAUUGCUCAGCACAAUGCUGGGCAUGCUAUUAUAUAUUGAUGUUAAUGUUACACAACAUUAACUUUAAAAUAACACCCUAGGGAUUUCUGGUGUUUAAUGUGCUUAAUCUGUUUGUAAAAUAAAUGUUGGAAUGAAUACCUUAUCAACAAAAUAUUAUCGCACUAAGAAACUAUAUCUACCCUUGCAAGUCUACAUUGUAUAUACACUGGUCGAGAUAACUGCAAUACAAGGACACACAGCACGGCUCGAAACAAAGACAUGGCUCUCAGAUUUAAAGAUUAGUUCAGUUUAAGCAGAAAAACCUCUGGAUCUGAGGAUUAUGUAAUGUGGAAUUUGCACAAAUCAUCUGCUACCUGAAAAUGAGUUUAUGAGACCAGCUUAUUAAUAGUCUAGUAGUUCAUUAAUAUUGAAUUCUCCAAAACAGUAUGAAAUUUCAUGAUUUUGAAAGGUAAAAAUAUUGAGGAAAAAAAAGAAAUGUGAUAUGAGGCAAAAUAAUAGAUACAGCCCGUGCCUGAGCUGUGCUCAUCAUUAUGAACCAGAUUGUUACAUGAUCUUGUAAUGUGACAGUUAUGAGUCACUUUUUUGCCAGAAAAAGACAUGGGCGUAUGACUUGCUAACAAGUUUUAUCAACGUUAGCAACAAUAUUAACGCAGGGUGAUAAUGAUGACCACAGCAGCUGUUCGACAGCAAUACUUCACACAUAUAAAUAUUCUUGAUUAUAUAAUUUGCCCACGUAGUUUAUGUAAAAUCUUCAAUAUUUACUUGGUUAUCAAUUUACUUGAUAAUUAAUGUAAGGCCAUCAGUUAUUUAACUCUUAUUAUUAGGUUUAGCAAAAUUAUAUAAUUAUAUAGGAACCACUGACUUACACUAAUUUAUUGUUAGAUAACUCAGUAGCUUGUCCCAAGGUUCCAGGUUUGAUUGACAGCAGAAUCAAGACGUUUGCAGGGGAAGAUGAGUGCAGUAAUAUUAACAACUAUUCCUCAGGACAUACUUGAGAACUGGCAACAGGCUAAAUGUGAACUAUCUCGUUAAGUAAUUGUGUUUUUGACCAAGAUAUACUGAGCACUAUCAAAUAAUUGCUGGAGAUGUCGAUUGAAUAAUGGUGAUACAGGUAUUUUGGGAAAUCAUAACGAUUAAAAUUGUACAUCUUGGGGGUAAGAAUCUUACCAUGUGUCCAGAACUAUUUUUAUUACACAUAGGAUUGGACACAUGGCCAAUAUAUAAUCUUGAUUUUCCAUACAUGUCUUGAUGGUAGUUAAAAUUGUAAUUGCCAGAUAUUGGAGGACAACUGAUACCCCUCUUUAGCAAAAAGUGGAGAAGCAGUUGUUACAUCAACUAAGGAUGGAGAAAGGCUUGUGGAUACAAGCAAAUAAUUCCUCUUUAUUGGGUUCAUAUUUAGAGAAGUUAGGCCACAGCAGAAGAUGAUAAAAGUAUAGAUAUGAAGGUUAUAAGGUAAAUAUUUCAGCGGCAUUCCCUGACUGACAGCUGAGGGUGGGGGGCUGUUGGGGGGGAGGGGAUCUUAAUUAUUUCCAAUAAAAUAUAUCAAGUAAUACGUGUUUGUUUUGAUUUACAUGUGUAUUAAUCUUAAAGUAACACAAAAUUAAUUUAAAUGUAUUAGAAUUGUAUUGAACAUGAUAAAGAAAAGAAUAAACGUGAAAAAAAAAUAAAUAUUAUUAUAUUAUUACAAUUAUAUUACUUAGAUAUUAUUUUACUAAUAUAAGUCUACAUUAGUGAAAUGAAAGCUUUACAUUUGCUGUAGAAGUGGUUCCCUCUAUAGUUCUAAAGGAAAUGCAUUGUUUUGAUCAAAAUAAUGUGAGCAAUUGUUCAAACCCGGAAGUAAUAUGGACGUAUUCAGCAAAAUAACUCAGCAGGCAUCCAAUACAAAUAUAAACAUACAUACAUCUUGCAAAGCACUUUGUAAAAAGUGUUGUAGAUGCAAAAUUCUAAGUUCACAGGCAGGAUCCCUGUUCCUUUUGUAUUGGUAGACCCACAUUGUGGGGUUAUGGCACUAUAUAAAUGUUAAACAUUAGUAAUAAUUGUUCUUCAGCAGAAAAGAAAAAACAGUUUCUUGUUCAAAACACUACAAAACAGACCCUCACUUGUCACUCCUUCUUUCCCAUCACUUAUAAAGAAGUACUAUAAUUACACAAAUAGUAAAAUACAUAAAAGUACAUAUUUAACAGUGACAGUACAUAUUUAUAUAUAUUUAUGUUUUUCACACCAGUCUACACGCAAUACCACAAGAUAAUAAAGCAAAAAAAUGAUUUUUGACAACACUGAAAAUGUAUUAAACAGAAAAAAAAACUGGUAUGACGCAACAGAUUUGCUCGCCUGGAUAUCGGAAGUUUCUGACAUUCAUUUCUGCAGACCCUUUAAGUUCUGUAUUGCUGAAUGCGGAUGAACUGGGUUCAAGUUUGGCUCUGGCUUGGCCACUCAAAUACACUCACAGAGUUGUCCCUAAGCUGUGUGCUUAGUGUCAGUGUCCUUUUCGAAAGUUAACCUUUGGCUCAGGCUGAGCUCUUCGGUGUUCUGGACCAGGUGUUAAAUCAAGAUAUCAAUGUAUAUUACAUUCAGUUUUCCCUCAACCCUGACCAGUCUCCCAGUCCCUGCUCCUGAAAAACACCCUAAAGCAUGAUGCUACCACCCUAAGCUUCAACAUUGGGAUAGUAUUUUGAAAGUAAUGGUACCUGAGUGUCUCCAGACAUGAUGCUUUCAAUUGAGCCUAAACAUAUGAAUCUUUAUUUUAUCAGACUAAAGCAUUGUUUCACACAGUCUCAGUCUGAGUCUGAGUCUGAGUCCUUUAAUUUAAACCUACUGUGGGUGCACUAAUGGUGGGGAGCACAUUUAAAUUGAAGCCUCCAACCAUUGCCUAUGGGUGGGGGAAUUGGGGGGAUAUGUUACUAGUGAAUGGACAGCAAUAGCGAAAAUGUGUCUCUCAGUGUAUUGCAAAAUUUAUAGGUAAUAUAACAUUUUUGUGUCAUUUGGCUCGCAGAUCAAAUGAUUAAUUAAUUUUUUUAUUUUUAUUUUUACUGCUGAUCAUUUAUUUCCUUUUAUUGGCCACUUCACACUUGAUCUGUUAAUAAAAUCAACCAUAAAUUAUAUUUUUUUCCAUAAAUCAUCUUUAUUUUUGAUACCAGACACAGAACUACGAAACAAACAAAUCUUUUCGCCCAUUGUCCGUUUUAUUUAUUUCAUGAUUCAUCUUCCGUUUUGUUUGUUUUGGGAUUCAUCCAUAUAGUGUUUUGCAGUUUGAAACCAAAUGUACAAGUCUAAUUAAACCUGCUCUGAUGUAAUAACUCUGGAGCAUUAAAGUAGCUAAUGCCUACUUUGUGCUUUUCUGCACAAGCUGAGAAGCUGAUUGAGGUUGUUCAUGAACCAAUUGUAGAACUUGUUCAAACCUCUGUGUCCCAGGUUCUGUUUCUGGCAGUUGACUAUAUAAACACUAUUGGGUAUAAGAUUCAUAUGUACAUUUAUUUAUCACACAAAUAUUUCUAAAGAAAAUAUUUCUAGCCUUGAACAUAUAUGAAAAUAAGCAAAUAUAUCUGUGUUUUUCUGGUUAAAAUAUUUUCAUUAUAUUCACACUUUUUUCAUUGUUUUAAUAUGUAGGUAGGAGUAGAGCAUUUGUCACAGUUAUAAAUAUAGCCCCAACAUUUAACCAGUGUUAAAAUAAAUUAAGUUUAAUUAGUUACAAGUAGCAAUGUUGAUGGUUUUCCUUGCUUGUUUUCAAGAAGCCUCCAGCAUCAGAACAUCCUACAAUGCUUGGGUCUUUGUACAGAGACAAUUCCCUUCCUGCUGAUCAUGGAGUUCUGUCAGCUGGUGAGUUCAAAGAAGAUACAUUCUUUAGCUUUAUUACAUACACGGUAGGGUUUCAGAGGAUGGAUACAAAUACAUUGGGAUAUAAAUAUGGGGUUAUUCCAAAACGUCUAAAUGGCCUUGUUCCAAAUGGGACAAAACCAUCUGGCUAUUGCACCUAGAGGGCAAAAAGCACUUCAGAUUAUCACUCACUUGCAAAAAAAGCAAGUGAACAAUAAUUUGCAAAUGUGCAUCUUACUGGAUGCAUUUGGUUCCCAAUUGAUUUUAAUCCAGAAAUUAAAUGCAUCCAGGCGAUUGCUCCAGAUUUGCUUGGCCCAACCAAAUUGUAAUUUCGAUUUACUAAAUAUGAGAAUUGCCAUUGUGAUCGUAACUUGCUUUGGAUUUUGUCCAUGCGGACAAAAUAAUCUGCUAAUUAAUGAAUAAGCCUUCUAAUCUUUAGACUUGUGCACAAAUCUAUUUUGGCUACGUUGAACGAAUCUAAUGCCUGUCAACCUAUAGACUAACUAAUCAAUUCAUUUGGAAUCAACCAACGACUCGAUUUGUUCAUCUAUGGAUUGUCAGGCAUUCGAUUCAAUUGACACAGCUGAAAGGGAUUGGUGCAAAGUCUACUAGUCUUCACUGGAAGGUUAGUAUCACAUUUAAUUAUCUAGUAUUCUGAAUAAAGAAAAACACUGCAGUAAAGUCAUGGAUCAUACAAUUAUUUUGUUCACAUUAUAUUCACUUAAAGAAUGUCACAGAAGUAGGGAACACAUCAAAUAAUUCCCUUCUUUACUAUGUAACUAAAUGCAUGGUUCAACUAAAUGUGUGGUUUAUUCACUAAACAUUUACAGUUAUAAAACUUAGGCUAAAGUUUAGAAAACGUAUCCAAUUCAGCUACAAUCAUAGUUUGGCUAUUUUGUCUACAUUUAGCUACUCAGUUUUGCAAUUCAGGUGUUUAGUUUAAAAAAUCCAGUCUUUACGCAUUGUGUUGCUACAAUUGAGAGUGAAUUCAUGUGAAAUCCUUUUAUUCCUCUCUAGGGAGAUUUAAAGAGAUAUCUGAGAGCUCAGCGCAAGGCAGAUGGAAUGACCCCUGACCUUCUUACUUGUGACCUUACGACAUUGCAGAGAAUGGCAUAUGAGAUAACACUGGGACUCAUGCACCUUCAUAAAAACAAUUACAUACACAGGUACAGUAAAGAGUCAGGUUUGGUUUUAAGCUGAGAGUAAAACUCAAUGGCCCUUGCCAUAAGGCUCCUCAUUAUAUAAACUUAUCAAGUGCAAUCCUGUCUAGCCAUGCUAGCAAUAGUCCAGAUUUUUUUUUUAUUCUGGCCGGUGAUUUGAAAAUCAGGUAAAAAGAAAAAAAGCUAGUAUCUUGCUGUCCCUCCACUACCUGUAGAGAUCUGAUGCUAAAGAACCCCACAUCUGGGGUCUUGGCCCUAAAAAUCCCCUCCCCAGCACGUAACUGUUAUUUUGGACCUUCCAACUACAGGAUAGGAAGACAAGUAUGGUAUAUACAUUUCUCUUGCAUUGCAAAGCAAUGUUCAGAGUAUGAUUAUGUGUGCAUGAGUGCAUAAACAAAGCAGAAAUCAACUGUUCAGAAAAUAUCCUUUUAAUGGAGGCAAUCUGUUUCUUGCGUCUCAGUGCCACCAUCUUAUGAGCUGUGUGGGUGUUAACCCUUUGUGUAACACCCACCUCUGAUCCUUCAUGUGCUCCUCCUGCUCUUUUCUUUGAUAUGCUCUGCUUGGGAUGCUUCCACUAGCAGCGCAAACCUCCUCAGUUACGCAACAUGCUGAUUUCGUUGCUGACAUGCUGGUCCUACACUCCCUAGUCAGUGCAAGCAGCAUUGGCUAGGGAGUUUCCAUAGCAACUGUAGUACAUGCGCUUUAGUUUCUAUGCCUUGGAAAGCAGAAGGACCACCUGUGGGUGGACUUUUCUGCUUUCCCUGUUCAGUCAAAUCAUCAGUGUAGGGUCGACAUAGAAUGCCAAAUGCAUACAGAUCUAAAUUUUAAUCAAAUCAGUGCGCUGUGAAUCUUCCGAAUCCUAUACUAUGCAUAGGGUAAAAGCACUAAUUUUAAUCCAGUCCCAGAAUAUAUCUGGCUAUUAAUGUAGAUUUGUUUGGCAUGACCAAAUUCCAACCGGAAUUGUCUUUAGUAAAUAUGAGAAUUGCCAUUGUGGUUGAAUUUCGAUCAUUUUCACUGGAUUUUGUCCAUUAAGGACCAAACUUAUGAAAUAAAAGGGAAUCAUGACAUGUCACACAUGCCAUGUGUCCUUGAGGGGUUAAUGAAAAACCCUGUGUAAUGAGGCUGGGACCUGCUGUACUGUGUCCAAAUAUUUCCUGUCUUUCACCUGCUGUGUAACUUGAUUGAAUGCUUGGGUCAGUUCACAUAAAGAAAAAAAUAGGAAACGGAGCCUCCUUUGGCACUACAGGCAUUGAAUAGAUAGAUUGAUAGGAGAAUUGUCAGGGUGAGUGCUAAAUAACAAGGUUUCUUGAUAUACAAACAUUACUUGCUGAAAAUGGUAUGUUCUGCACUACAAGCCCAUCAAAUCAAUAAGUUACAUAAUUACUAAUGGCUUAGAACUUCAGUUUUUUAUUCAUUCUCCUUCAAGCAAUAGAAGAAAUGAUUUAUACAUAAAAUAGAUGGCACAACAUGUAUUUUGCUCUUUUCACAAGGAUGUCUUAAAUAGUUAUUCAGUAAAGGGAGAACUGUCUAGAAUGUAAACUGAAUGUCACAUUUAAGGCCUAAAUAGCCAAACUGAAUUUUUUUUCCCAAGUAAGCUAUGUUUUCAGUUCAACUGCUUUGCCUCAAAUUUGAAAUUCACUUUGCAUUCACUUUAAAUACUCAUUUUAGUAAAUAACUAAGUCACUCAUAGAUCUGAUUGUGGAGUUAGCCAGCAGAUAAUGUGUACACGGUUUCACACAAGAGAGCUACGCUUGGACACUGGAAACUAAAUAGCAUUUCUAGCCGUGACCAUGUGAUAAAGUAGAUUAUUCUUUAACAUAUUCUUAAACCAUAAUAGUAACAUUAAAAUGAGACACGUUUAAAAAGAAAUAAAACAACAAUGUAUAAAACAUUGCAUAGUCAAUUAUUCCCUGCAAUCAAACUUACAUGAUAGAGUUUUGUGAUUAAAGGGGAACUAUAGUGUUAGGAAUACAAAUUUGUAUUCCUAACAUUAUUGUGUCCUUUGGUCCCAACCUCCCUUGUGGCCUCUCCCCUGGCUAUAAAGGGUUAAAAAGCCCUUUGGUCACUAUGACGGAAGCCAUGGCGUUUUUGAGAUAUGUGAAGGCCAGCCUCCUGCCCACCAACUAUGGGCCUGGCCCCCAGAUCCACUAAAAAGAGCUAUUUUCAGCUGGAAUUGGGGAUCUCUGGGGAACUCUGGGGAUUGCCUGGACCCAUUCUGAACAUUGAGCGUCUGACCUGGAGAUACCCUGAAACUCUAUGGAACUAUUUGCUAGAUUUGAAUUGUACUAUGAUCACAUACAUCUUUAAUUGGUUUAAAUGGGUUUACUGUCCAGGGAAACAGGGUAUUGGGGGCAUUUUGUACAUUUUGGGCUAUAUGUUUGGGAGGCACAGCAGGGAGUCUAUCUGGUUAGCUGGAGAUUUUGCAAUCAAGACUCCAGACAGAGUGGCACCAGGGUGGGACUCCUGUAAAAAGCCAUUGCAUUUUUACAGGAGUCCCCCUGGUGUGUGAAUCCACAUUUCUGUGCAUAAAAUGUCUGUGUGUCCAAUAAAGCUGUUCUCUACCCCCUACAUUCAGUCUCGAUAGCUAUAAUCACGGCAUAGAGCUGUGAGCGCUGUAAAGAGCUAUGACCACUAGAGAGAGCUAUAACCACAGCAGCCUGAUCCAGGGUGGCAGAGCUGCACAGAGACCCCAGUCAAGCUGCAGCAACUGGGUCUAAAGCGCUCCAAGGUCCCUGAUUGCAGGUAGGAAGCAAAUUUGGUGAAAGUACACAGCCGGAGUACAGGAGCUCCAUUACAGUCCCUUACCCAAUUUCAGUGCUGAUGUCCCUGGUUGCUGGGUUGUGAAUCCCCUCCUAUGACAACAUCCAACGAAGGGGACUAAUGUGCAUGCGAGGAAAGUAACACAAGAGCACUUGGCCUUCCCCAUGGGAAAGCAUUGCCUCAGUGCUUACCGAUGGGGUUUUUACUGACAUUAGAUGUCCUCUUGUAGAGCAUGAGGACAUUCAGCAUUGUUUAAUGGAGUCAAUCUUCCUUAGGAUACAGGAAGCACCUCUCUUUAGUAUAAACAUUAGUAUAAAUAAACAUUGCAGUUUCUCUGAAACAGGGAUGCUCCAUCCAGACCACUUCAAUCAAAUGAAGUGGCCUGAGUGCCUAUAGUGUCCCUUCAAGGAUAUCCUCCUUAAAGUAAAGAACAAAAAAUAUUCUUGUUAUAAAAUACAAUGCGUCACUAAUAAUAUGUACUAUUACUUUCCACAGUGACUUGGCCCUAAGAAACUGCCUUCUCACUUCUGAUCUCACUGUUCGUAUUGGGGAUUAUGGAAUUUCUCACAACAAUUACAAGGUAAUUUGUUAAAAACAAUGUCGCAAAUCUCAUCAGGAUAUAUAUAUAUAGAGAGAGAGAGAGAGCCAAUGACAAGUGUGUUUAGAAAUCCAGUGAUCUAUACUUACUUUUCUGAUUGUAAAUGUAAAUAUGACUUAAAAAACAGUAAAUGUAUUUAUUAAUUACAUAUAGUUCAUUAUACUAUAUUGAAAUAAGUAAAAUGAUAACUAUUAGUAUUUUUUUUUAAUUCUUUAUUUUUUCUGUGCAUGAAGAAGAAAGACAGUUACAAUUACGUUUGCAUUGCCCCAAUAGCAUAUGCAUGCUUAAUAACAAUCUACAGCAAUUUAUCAAGGCAUAGCAAGAGAAAUACAAUGCACGUUUUUAUAAUAUGGCACGAGGUAUACUUGUAAGCUUGAAUACAGUGCUAGUGAGUAAUUGACUUUUAUAAUAUAAGCUUAUGAAAUAUAGUACUAUGGUAGAAAAAGUGUUUCCAGGAGGCCCCCCAAGCAAAUCAGGCUUUGAGCCCUGUUGUGGUAGUUUGAGGAUGGGAGCAUGCUAGCGUACUGGGUUAAAGUAGGGCUCGGGGUGUGGGCAUUGGGGAUGUAUUGCUGGGGUACUAUGGUACCUAUGUUCAGUCUCGAGUUCAUCCAAUGCCUUGUGGAGGCGCUGCGCUUUCUUGCCCUGAGAGUCUGUCGAUGGAACUUUGCUGCUUUCCCUGGAUUGGGUCCACCUUCAGGAGUCGCUGUGAAAGCUCAGCUGUGCAGGUGCGGCAUCUUCUCUUGCGUGGCUUCCGAGACCGGCUUGCUUUGUGAGGCCGGUACAUUGGGGCUGCCCUGUUGAUUUGUGGCAGGCUGGUCGCAGCUGUGUUUGCCGUUUGCCGAGUGCUGGGGCGCUUGGUUGUGUUCUGUGGCAUGGCCCUUGUGCACUGGGAGCCAGGUCAAAUGGUCCGCCAUUUUAUGUCCCUCUGAGUCCUGGUCGAUGUGGGUUUGUUGCUGGAGCGUGGAGGCAGUUUGUUAGGCGUGCGUUCUGUCUUGGUAGGCAGCGGUGCUUGUUGCUGCCUACUCUCCAGCUUCCUCCAGAAGGCAGUGAACAGGCUGUCCAGUCUGUCUUCUAGGUCCCAGUGUGGGUGAGAGCACGUGGCGUCCGCCAUUUUUCGUUGCUCCAUUGCUGGGUAGUGCUCGUUCAGGUCCUGUUCAUUUGUCCUAUGGAGCAGGGUUGCCUCCCUGGAGUGGACCGGGAUCACCCCCGCCGGUCCCUGGGGGCGGGGAGGUAGUGUGUUGCUGUGUCCGCUUCGCCGGUGUCUGGACAAGGAGAGCGGCUGUCUCUCCCCAUCACCGCAAUCAGCAGGCCGCGACCAGCUAUCCCAGGUUCCCGGCGCUGGAAUCGCAUAAGUCGGGUAUCAGAAGGUACACCAGCCUUCCCCUAUCUCGGUUGGAGCAUUUUGGUGCUUGGUCGAUUUGAAUAAGUGCGAUUUUUGUUAGGGAAUAUGCUGAGAACAACGGGAGCCCUGAGAACAUGCGACUGUUCAGUUAGCAGGUCAAGCUCCGCCCCCCCUAGUAAGAAUGAUAUAUUGAAAUGAGACAUUAAAUAUGAAACACUAAAGUGAAACUUAUCCGUAAAAAAUCAGCUUUGCUACCAGUGUGGCUAUUUUGGCCUUUAAUUUGAAAUUUAAUUUUUACUUUAGUGAAUAACUCUGAUUAUGUGCAUUUAAAUUAGUAAUGUGCCAAAUGAAGAACCUUUUAUAAUAAUGUAUUUCUGAUGUAUGUGUCCAGGAGGAUUACUAUAUUACUUCAGACCGUCUGUGGAUCCCGUUGCGAUGGGUUGCUCCUGAGCUCUUAGAUGAAGUUCAUGGCAAUUUAGUUGUGGUUGAUCAAAGCAAGGAAAGCAAUGUCUGGUGCGUGCUUUAUUUAAUUAUUACUAUUAUUAUUAUUAUAUUGUUCACUUUCAUAUUUAUAAAUGUCACUAUGCUAUAUUUCCAUCAACCUAUUUAUCUGUCAGUCAGUCAUUCUGUCUCUCCAUCCUUCAUCCAUUAUCUGUCCAUAUUUCAAGAACAUUUCCAUGCAUGGAACCAACAAUCUCAUUGUUUCACCCCUAAUAUAGUGCAUUGGUGGUUUACAAGACAAAACAACAGCCAUGCACUGCUCUGCGUGCAAAAUGUUUCAAGUGUGACUGCAAUUUAGCUACACAAUUGUCUAGGUUGAAAAAAGACUAAAGUCCUUCAAGUUCAACUGUGAAGCCAGUUCUUUUAUAUUGUUGACCCAGAAGAAGGCAAAAAAUCCAACUGUAGCCAUUCCCAACUAAGCCACAAAAAUGGAAAAAAAAUGUUUUUGACUCCAUAAUAAUUCGAUCAACUUAAUUAGAUAUUCUGUUUAUGCAAAAAAAAAAAAAAAAUCCAAGCCUUUUUUAAAUGUAUCUAUAGAAUCUGACUUGUUCUUGGAAUAUCCUGCAAUAUCCUUAUUUAAAGCCUAACAUUGAUUUAUAAAGAGGCAAAAUUAUAUUUGGAUCAUGUGAAUCAAAACCACUUUUUAUACAUAAAACCUUACUAUAACCUUACUAGCUUUUGCAACGACAGACUGGCAUUGCAUACUGUUGCCUAGUUUGUGAUGUAUAAUUGUUCCCAAGUGUUUUUCACUAAAUGUACCAUACCCCAUUUAAUGCGUGGUUUCCUUAUUCUUAAAUGCAUGACUUUGAAUUAAUUUGUAUUGAAUCUCACCUGCCACUUGCCUGCCCAGUCCCCCAAUUUAUCCAAAUCCUUUUUUUGAGAAGUGUUAUCAUGCUCAGACUGUAUUGUCUUACAUAUUUUUGUGUCAUCUGCAAACACCAACAAAUUACUUUUAAUGCCCACAAGAUAAUUUAUAAACAGAUUAAAUAGCAGUGUAUGCAGGACAGAACCCUGAGGCGCUCCACUUACCACUUUUGUCCAAUUUGAAAUUUUUCCUUUUACAACUCCUCUCUGCACUAUCUUUAAGCCAUUAUUCUAUCCAAUAACACAAUUUUUGUCCAAACCAACUGAUUUCAGUUUUACUAGUAACCUUUUCUGUAGAGAUGUAUCAAAUGCCAUAGCAGAAUCCAAGUAGAUCACAUCUACUAGAUCACCCUGAUCUUUAUUUCUACUAAUGUCUUCACACAAUGCAAUUAAAUUAGUUUGGCAUGACCUGUCUUUUAUAAAUCAUGUUGAUUCCUGCUAAUUAUAGUGUUGUUUAAAAUUAAUUCUCAAAUAUUAUCCCUUAACAGCCAUUCAAAAAUAUCCCAACCACAGAUGUUAAGCUCACAAAUCUGUAGUUUACAGGUUGAGAUUUUAAACCCUUUUUAAAUAUAGGCACCACAUCUGUUUUUUUUCUUCAAUCCUCUGGUGGAAUUCCUGAAAAAAAAGAAUCCUGUUUUUUUUUUUUUUAAAUACAGCGGUAUAAAAAUGUCAACACUAAGCUCCCUAAGCACAUGUGGGUGAAUUCCAUCUAGCCCUGGGGCUUUGUUCACAUUAACUUUAUUUACUCAAUCACCUGUUUGCUGUAAUGCUUUUGUAACAGCGAUUUGCAAAUCUACAGCUAUAGAUUAUUCUUUCCUAUAUAGUGAAGAAUAAUUAUUUAGGAUUUAUGCCUUGUCCUGAUCCUCUUUGAUUACCUCACUCAUCUUCUUUUCCAAUGGACCAACACUUUCACUCUUAACCUUUUUGGCAUUAACAUACUUAAAAACUCUUUGGGGUUUGUCUUGCUGUGAGCAUUUCAUUUUCAUGUUUAGCCAUCUAAUCUUCCUUUUGCAAGUCCUAUUGGCAUGCUUAUAUUUGUUAUAGGAUGCAAUCGACUACCCUGAUUUAAAUGUUUUAAAUGCCUUUUUCUAAUCUUUUAUCAUUUGACUGACGCUUGUACUAAGCCACAUUGGUUUUAAUUUGCUUCUUUUAUAUUUGUUUCCCAAUGGUAUGGAUUAAGAAAUGUACUUUUGUAGAAUUUGAUUGUAGACCAUUUAUCCUCUGUGCUUUUGCCGGUGCAUGUUUUCUGUCAGUCAAUUAACUGUAAAGAUUCCCUUAUACUAUUGAAUUUAGCCUUUUUAAAAUUAAGUGUUGUGUACAGCCCAUAUAAAUUAGCUGUUUUUUUUAGUAACAUAUUCACACUAUUAACGAAUAUCCCAUGUUUCCUGCGACCCAGAAGGCUGCAACAUCCUCAACUGUAUCAUCACAAGUGUUUUGUACAGCCCAUAUAAAUUAGCUGGGUUUUUUUAGUAACAUAUUCAUACUAUUAACAAAUAUCCCAUGUUUCCUCCGACCCAGAAGGCUGCAACAUCCUCAAGUGUAUCAUCACAUACAAUUUCUUUAACACUUGGCUUCAAAUUAGGUUUUAUAUAAAGACAUACAAUACAAUUUAUCUCACAUGUGUAUCUAAAAUAUUGUUUUCUUUUCUUUGUAUAUAUAUAUAUAUAUAUAUAUUUACAGGUCCUUGGGAGUGACUAUUUGGGAACUGUUUGAAUUUGGGAGCCAGCCAUAUCGUCACCUAUCAGAUGAAGAAGUACUGACUUUUGUAGUCAAGGAACAGCAAAUGAAACUGGCAAAACCUCGACUUAAGUUGCCCCACUCAGAUUAUUGGUGAGGUUGCGUUAACUAUGUACCCAGUUAGUCAUUCUAGGUAUUAUUACUUGUACACUAAUUCUAAGAGGAAGCACAUCCAUGUUGUUCAAAAUUAAAGCCCUUCAAUUUAAUUUUAAGGGCUACUUUGUUUUGUGACUCUGGAAAGAUAGCCUUUGCUGUAAUGUCAUGAGUGUCCCAUGAAUGAUCUCAGAUUAUACAUCAUAUUGACUUUAUGAUAGGAUAUAUAUUUGUAACAUAAUCCAGUGUUUUGUAUUGCUUUUCAGGCUUAGCACAAACAUCUAAUUUAGCUAUACUAUCUUCAAAUUAAUUUUUCUGGAUAUUUUUUCUAGGUACGAAGUUAUGCAGUCCUGCUGGUUAUCUGUCGAACAGAGACCCACGGUGGAAGAGCUUCAUCUACAACUCACUUACUUAUUAAGUGAGUGCUCUAAUCAGACAGAAGAAAGUUUUGAGUGGCGCUGGAAUGCUCUUAAACCAAGCAAAUCAUCAGGAGGACCUUUGCGGCACUCUGAAGAAAUUUCAGCUUUCCCUCUUCUAGACAAUUUUAGCGGUGGGGAUGGCUUUCAUGCUGACAUGGAUGACAUAUUGACUGUAACAGAGAGCAGCCGUGGGCUCAACUUUGAGUACAUGUGGGAGAAAGCCCGGCUAGGUCGCUGGAAAGCAUCUUCACAAUGCCAAGACUACCAACCAAGCAAUGGGAGUCUUACUGUGCCUGCAAACCCUUUUUAUGAUUCUAGCCAUCAACAUUCACGCCAGAGUUUGGAAACACCCAGUGUGGUCCCAGUUAUCAGUGCACGGAGCCCUUCAGUAAGUAGUGAAUAUUAUAUUCGUUUAGAAGAACACACAGACAGGGGCAGCAGCGUGGAUUGUACUGUUUGUGCACCCAGUCCAAUCUACGAAAGAAAAUAUGACCUACAAGAAAAACGAGCUCUUCACCAACGCUUAUCCUUAGGUAGUCCUUCUUCUCCUCUUGAACCACUUUUUCCAUCAGACUGGGAUGCACUUGAAAGUGGAAGAACAAGUCCAGAUGACCCACCUGCACACUUAAUUUUGCAUGAAGUUCCUAAACUCAUAGACAGGUGGACUCCAAGUAACAACAAUCCUUUUAUUACCAUAGGAAGAGAACUCCCCCGUUAUGUAAACCCUUUCCGCGGGUCAAUAGAUAGAGAUUUGUCAAGGCAGGUACAGGAGACAUCUCUAAUGGAACCCAUGCCAGAUGUUUUUUCAUCAGAUUCCAUUUUAAAUGUUUAUAGAGACAUUGAAGAUCACAGAAGGAGCUGGGAUUCUGAUACAAUGGAAGAACGAGGUGCUGGAGAAACACUAGCAGGAGAUCCAGAAUCUCUGGCUGAGUUCUUGGAUGACCGUGCAUCACCAUGGGAUUGUGAGGCUUCUCUAAUGGAAGAUCAAAGCACUGAAAGCAGCAGUAGCAGCACGGACAACAGUAAUCAUCGUAACAUGCCUAUAUGUCCUCUGUGUAGCAGAGGAAUGCUGGGUAGUCUGCAAAGAUGCUCAUGUGCAAUGUUACGUGGGGAUGUUGUGAUUGAUUGGACCACUCAUGUCGCCAUGCAUCAGGACCAUUAUGCCUUGGAUGAUGAUUCAUCUUUGAAAGUUGAACAAGGUUCUUUAUCAGAAUGCUCGAUACAAGCAAGAACAUUUGGUGAUAGCGAUAUGUAUUCUGGACCAUAUGGAGAGAGUCUUUGUGCAACCGAACAUCAGGAAUUUUAUGAUCCUCUCAUGGGAGCAGCUGUAAAAAGUUAUGACAUUCAAGAUUAUCGUAAUCGUAAUCAAAUAAAGGCCUAUGAAUCACUUCAAAAGACUGUUUCCAAUCAUCCACCUUCUCCCUUUAUUGGAAUUUCAAAUUCCUUGGCUAAUUGUAGUGUGAUUGUGCCAAUUGAAAUCCCACCUCUCUCAACUCUAGCUGAAAGUAUAGAAGAGGAGACCAUAGAGAUUGCUCCAGAUGUUAUACAAAGAUACCCAAUAAGCCGUAAUAAUUUGCUCACAGAAAAGACACAACAUGGUCCUCGGGAAACACUAGACUCUGCUGAUUCUUUGGACAUUCCAUCUAACACCAGCUCAUCAGAUGUGUGCAGUCCAUCUUCUCACUAUUCAUCACCUGGCCAAAAGUUUGGGGAUAGUGGUUAUGAGACAGAGAAUACUUUUUCUCCUGAAUUUAUUUUUAAGGACAUAAAAGAAGAUGAAUUGGGAUCUAAAGAUUUAAAGUUACCCUUAACUCCAAUAUCAGAGUCAACAAGUGAUUUGACAUUGACUGAGGACUUGUCAGAAGCACAAGCCACUCCUACGGAAGAAGGGUCACUUCGAACAUUGGGUCUUGGUACACUGCAUCGAGAUUCAGCAUAUUUUUCUGAUUAUGAUAAUGAACCAGAGAAACAUUGUAGAGCUGCUAGACAAAGGCUUGAUGGUGAGAAUCAUAAUGGGUUUUGUAAAGAGGAUGAUAUAUCAUUUACAAUACCAGUAGAAGAGAGUGAUCAUAACGAGCAUGAUGAGCAAGCAGCUGAAGAAAUCAAUGCCGAUGAAAGGGAAAGUGAUGAUAUGCCUAAAGAUGUAAUUUGCUCAUCACUGGAUAAUGAACACAGCCAGCAAAGUGAUCAAAUCAGUGAUGCAGAUGACAAAAAUCUGAACUGCAAUGGGGGGUUAAAUUCAAAGGAAAAUGAAUUAAAUCACCCGGUCACUGAAAAUAAUACUAUUGAGUGUCAUGAAGGUUGUGAGAAGACUCAGUCAAGCAUCACCCACAAAAAUGGAAAUGAGAAUGUACUAAAAAAACAAUCAGAAAGUGGUUUUGUAGUUCAGGUUUGCAAAGAACAGCUUCUUGUCUCAUUGAGAGAAAAUGUAACUAGAAAUGUACUCUCUAACUUUGAAUCAUCAGGAUCUGUGAACUCUUGUGUCUUAAGAGACACGGCUGUGUUGAAGUUAUGGUCCAUGGAUCCAAAUCCCAAUAAGGUAACCGAUGGCCCAUUAAAUAAUGAGUUCUCAUCCAAUGAGUCGUCAGAAAACUCUGAACAUCAGAAUCCAGAAGGUAGUAAUUUGCCAGCUUGUGACAAUAUUGUGAGUAGUAACUCAACUAAGAACUGUUCUACAGAUGAGUUAAAGGACAUUAGAGUUGACGAAAGUGACACACAGCAGUCGCCUGACAAAGAAAAUAUGAAAAAAGAUGAGAAAGAAGCAUGCACGCAAAAUAUCCCUUCAGAAACCAGCAGCACGUCAGAAACGCCCAUUGAUAACUGCAAAAGCAAUUCAGACACUGCAGGUCAAACUGAUGAACAAGAACAAUUAAAGCUUCCUGUAGAUUUUGGAUCUACAGCAAAUCCUGGCAGUGAGGCUAUAAAAGGUAUGAAAAUGUAAUUCUGUUAAAGUACAGACGCACGUCUUGGCGCAUAUUAAUCUAUUUUUUCUUUCAGCAUUUGACAAAACAAAAUCCAAGGCAAUGAAAAAAAAGUCUUAGCAAUAUUAUCUAGAUUAAUUUCAAGGUCCAGGUCCACUAGAGUUUGAAUUUACCCCAUUUUUUAUUUUAGUGUAAGGUUCAUAAAAUAGAUCUUCCAUUGUUCUGUCGAAAAUAACCAAUGAUAAUACUGAUUAUUCUGUAUUAACUAUCAAAGAGGACACAUUUUAAUUAAUAUGUAUAAUUAUUUCAUGGCUUUAUUUAUUUAUUUUAUGGCUUUCAAAAAAUAAACAUUUUUUUAUCAUGUGUUUUGGUAUAUCAAUAUUAUUCAUACUUAAUUUAUAAAGGAGGGAGAACCAAUUUUAUUCUAGAUAUAAGAUACCAGAGAAUGAGGGUAUUGGAGAACAGUAUUUUUAAAUAUAAGCACAGUUUUUUUUUUAAAUCAUAUUCCUAUUGUGUAUCUACACAAGCUCGUUAUUCUUUUUAACAUCCUGAAAUAUUUUGGGGAAAGAAGCAAUAAAUAACAAUAUUCACCAUUUAUUAAUGGUCAACUCAAAAAAAUAAAUGUAAACUGUAUGUCCGUUGUAUGUCCAUUCAUAGCAUAAAAUGUGCUAAUUGAGGUUAAAGCCCAAGCGAAGUCUGACUCAGAUGUUUGUAUUUUGUGAUAUCAAUACUCAGUAAUUAACAGUAUAUCACUUCAUAACAUGUAAUUUCCUGGUGACCAGUUAAAUAUGUGGCUUAGGUCCUUUUGCAAGCAAUAAACAAAGCUAUAGUAAUCCAACAUCAAUUAAUCACACUGAGUGGUAUAAUAACAAACCACCACUAAAGGAUUAAAAAAAAAAAUAUAUAUAUAUAUAUAUAUAUAUAUAUAUAUGUGAUAUUUCUUCUUUUUGCCUAGUUUAUUUUACUGACUAAAAAUUUUUUUUGUGUUAUUAAAAGCAAAAUAAUGUGAUAAUAUAUUGAAAACUUGUAGAUUGCAACCCAGGGUAAAAUUCAGCAAUGAUGCCAUAGGUCGAUUCUUUUAUCUCCCUCCCAGAAUUAUAACAAGGCCAUGGUUGCACAAUUUUUGUUGGAGUAGGGUAUCCAGUUAAAAGUACACCCAGAUAUAAGUACAUCACUCAUGUCAAAUAAUAUUCUACUGUUUAUUUAUUAAAGGACCACUCUAGGCACCCAGACCACUUCAGCUUAAUGAAGUGGUCUGGGUGCCAGGUCCCUCUAGGAUUAACCCUUUUUUUUUAUAAACAUAGCAGUUUCAGAGAAACUGCUAUGUUUAUACUGAGGGUUAAUCCAGCCUCCAGAAUCCUCUAGUGGCUGUCUCAUUGACAGCCGCUAGAGGCGCUUCUCUUGUGAAAAUCACAGUGAGAACGCAUAGCGUCCAUAGGAAAGCAUUGUAAAUGCUUUCCUAUGCGACCGGCUGAAUGCGUGCGCGGCUCCUGCCGCGCAUGCGCAUUCAGCCGAUGACGUCGCGAGCAAGGAGGAGAGGAGGAGUACAGCUCCCGCCCGGCGCUGGAGAAAGGUAAGUGUUUAACCCCUUCCUCUCUCCAGAGCCCGGCGGGAGGGGGUCCCUGAGGGUGGGGGCACCCUCAGGGCACUAUAGUGCCAGGAAAACGAGUAUGUUUUCCUGGCACUAUAGUGGUCCUUUAAAUAGUUGUUCUACCCACAAAAUAACUGUAACCACUCAAAUGUUUAUUACAUUUUUUUUGACGAUUUCCAAUCUCUAUAGGGUUGGUGGACUCAAGAUAGCAGAAUAUAGCAGAAUUUUUGUGUAUAAUCAGGUUCCUUAUUAAUUUGGGGUUCACUGUAAUUUGGCCAGAAGGGACGGGGGUUUAGAUGUGGGGCACUUACAAACCAGUGCUCAUCCCCAGUUCUUUAUAAAUUAAAGGGACACAAGAUACAAAAAUCUCUCUUUAAUACAGAAACAGAAACCUUUCUCUCAUUAUAUUAUCCAUAUAUUGUCCAUACACACAGUGCAAGGGUGAUGCCAGAUAUGUUUGUUGGGCCCUGAUCACUAAUGACUUCUAGGAUCUAUAUAUUUAUUUUUGAAUCCCUCUAUCUCUGCUCAAAGGAUUUGGGUUAGAAGUAAGGCCGAUUGCUUGGCCUUCCAUGGUUACAAUGAAGUCACAAGAACACAAGUAUGUUUAUGCACUCUAUUUUAGUGGCAGAGAAUUGGAGGGAUUGGGCAUCCACAGCCACAUAACUUGAUCACACAUUUUACCUUAUAAUGUUGUCUCUGUUACAUGUCAGUAUUUUACAUUCACAUAAUGCAGAAUUUUUACCAAAUUAACUAUCUCAGCCAACAUGGUAACUAUGUGUUAGGUUUCGUGAUUCAUCCACUCCCCAUGCAAUAAAAAUGACAGAAUUUAACAGUCUAACAUAUUGAGCAAAAUAAAGCAGUUCUACUUUCCACAACAUCUUCUUAAGUAUAAAAAUUAGUAAUCGAACUAAGAUGAAACUUACGACAGAUUCUUGACUUGGAAAUUAAUUUGGAAAAGGUAGGAACACUAGUCAAAUGCCAUCAGAGUGUUUUAGCAAACGCAAAGAAGCAAAAAAAGGCUGCUCACUCUAAGGCCUUAUUUCCCCAAGGUCCUAAACAAUCUACAAAUAAUAAUAAAUGAGGAGCAAAACCAUAUAAAUAAAAAGCACUUUAUUAAUUGGUCCAACAUAGCAGGUAUCCCAGGAUGCAUGCCAAAAAACAUUAGCAUGUCACAAUAAAAAUACAAAAAAUAUAUACAAUGUACCACAGUCACAAAUAUACAUGAUACACUACUAGAAAAGACAAUAAUACCAUUCCAGAUACAUAAUCAUAUAGAUACCUGAAAAAACUACCCAACAAGUAAUACAUACCAUGAAAAAUACCAGAAAUAGUGAGAAGAGGGAGAAAGUCGUAAAGCACCCAACGUUUCGACAGAAUUGCCUUUAUCAAUGGAGCAUGUUGUACAAAGGAAAGAAACUCCUUUAUAUACCCAGUAGUAAACCAAAUAGCAAUAAAAAACACCUGAGUGUGAAGGGUGGCCACCCACAAUGAUUGAGAUCCUCCUAACCAUAAUCACAUGGCUAUGGUCACCAAGGAAGCCAAUACACAGGAAGUAAGUAUGCUUUAAACUUGUACCUGUACCAAUCAAGAAAAAAAAAAAAAGAUAAUAACAAAAAAACCCAAAAUAAUAAACUAAAAUUUAACAAAAGAUUAUCUGUCAUUAGCAACCGAUCACCAUGAAUGCUUGUAUAUGCAGUGGAACGCACAAGCGCUCCAAAAAUAUCCGGAAAAUAUGCAGAAACAAGAGUCUUGACUUGGACCUUGGUUUUUAGUCAGUAUGCAAUAUUUUGCAUAGUUAAAAUGGUACUUAGGCCACAAUUUCACACCUUUUAUAGAUAUGUGAUCUCUUAUGUAAAAUAAAACUUUGACUAACAAUGGUAAAAUAAUAAGUUACUGCAUAAAAAAAACAUGUUUCCCACUAUAGAUGAGAUUUACUGUCAAUGGGAUCACAAGGUACUAUCUCAGUCUUAUGUGUUUUGGCUUAUCGUGCCCGUAACCAUAAAUACUGUAGUAUUUGGUCACUUAAAAUUGUGAUCAAUACUAAAAUGGUUUAAUAAUUUAGCUUUAUUUUAUCUCAUAUUGGUAAAUGGGGAUGCUAUUGCUUUCCCAUUUACUUAAACUCUUUCCCAUUCUGUUCUUCAGCAAAAGUUGCCAGGCUCUCUCUCUCCCUCCCACCAUUAAACCUUCAAGCAUUCCAAAGUUCAACUGUGCGCAAAUCAUUUUGGGACAGUGGUGAAGAAAAAACAAGCGAUCUACCAUUUAACAAAGUAGAUGAGGAUGAGGAAGAUGAUGAGUUUGGAUUCCCGGGGCCACAGCAAACAGGCUCAGAGUCUGAAGAAGUAACUGGGGUUCCCAUUGUAGUAACAGAGAUGGAUGAUGGACGCAACUUACGUAGCCUCCUGAAAUCACCAAAAUCGGCAGAUGAGGUGGAUGAUGAUCUUGAUCGCAAAAGAAAGAUGGUCUCCUUUUUUGAUGAUGUCACCGUUUACCUAUUUGAUCAGGUAUAUGUUUUAGAGAGAGUACUAAAACCUGAUAAUGUCACUUAGUUUCUGUAAAAGUAGAAAUAAGAAUAAUGACAUUAGCUUUUGUUUAUAUAAAAACUAUAUAUAUUACAUAUAACAAUAUAGAGAGGACGAGAGGCAGAGAAUCUGCCAUGACUGUCCUCCAUUAGCUGUAAAUAUAAAUUUCUAAUAUUUUAAAUAUAAAUACUUUUUAUCUCUGGAUAGAUGUCUGGCUUUAUGGCUUCUUCAGUGUGUUUUAUAAUUUUUUUACAUAUCUGUGUAGGAGACACCAACAAAUGAAUUGAGCAAUCAAAAUUCAACUGAGAAUGAUGAGAGUUUACAUAAUCCUCCUGUGGAUUCCAGCCUUGACACUUUCGCAUCACCAGAUGGUUUCAGUAAGAUCCUUAUUUCUGUUUAUUUACACAUUCAGUCUACUAUUAUAGUGGCUAGUAAAAUGAAACACAUAUUUAAAGUGGGUCUGACAGUUUUGAGGUUCUUUGCAUAUUUCGCAAAGACUCAUGAAAUGGACAGAUUCAGUGUGGGCCCGGUGGAUGCUGCGUUUGUCCCUCGCUGCCAUCGUCAUGAUGCAGGUCCUCUUCUCUUCAGCUCCAGGCACUUCUACUGCUAGUAACCAUGUUAAAGCUGUACUCUCUAAUCUACAUGAGGGUACAACACUGAGGUAUAUGGAGGAAUCUGUGAAACCGCAGGAUCCUCCAUAAAGAGAGUUUGAUUCCAACAAUUGUCAUUUGUGACGGCUACUGGGAUUGGACAAAGAUGUGCAAGAGGAGUUACGCCAUUUGCCAACUUUUGUCAACCUCAGGCUUUACCAUAAAUCAAAAUAGUCCCUAAUUUGUCUUAUGAUAUCUUUGGAUUGUGUUGGAAUUUAUAUUUAUUAUAUAUAUAUAAUAUUAUAUAUUUAUAAUUUGUAUCCUUAUGAAAGACUGAAAAUUGACAGACCGAUUUAAAAGUAGUUUUACUUGUAGAUUAUUUUCUUAUUUGUGAUACAGCUCUUGAGCCUAAGGAUCCCAAUCUCAGGAAAUUAUGCACAUUUUCACACAACCAUCCUUACAAGGUCAGUCCUCUUUGAUAAAUAACACCCAAGUGCGGAGCAAGCAAGCACCACAGCAGACCAAAGUUUCUGGUAACAAAUUUGCACAGAAGCAUUCCGACAGUGGUUCAAACUGAGGUGAUCAAUUCAGUACUCUAAGAACAGCAAAAAACCUGCCUGUCAUAUGAGUGGUCAGUAACCUAUUAAUGGCUGUUUUACAUCAACCUGAAGUGCAACUGUUCAAUAUACUUUUAAUUCGCAUUUCCCAUCGAAAAAUAAAAUAUAGAGGCAUAGCUACUAAUACUUGUAAUCACACUGUAGAGUGAAAGCAACAAUUUGGCCUCCCUACACACUGCCUUUAGAGAGAUUUAAUUUAUAAAAUACAUAUAUGGCACAGUGAGUUUAUUUCAGAAUUUCUUAUCUUACACUUUGUUUAUAACAUAAUUAAGCCCACAGUAGCCUCACGAAUGUGAUUAAAUUCAAAUGACAGAGCAAGAGAUAAAAAACUUCUAAAGUAAACACAAUGCGCUGUUAGAUUUGAUUGAAAAUGAAACCAUUUUUGUUCAUGUAGGCUGUGUGAGUCACAGCCAGAGGAUGUGAGGCAAAGGCUGCAUAAACAGAAACAAAAGUGAUUUAAAGUUACACUAUGAAAUCAAACCAACUUUAGCUUAAUAAAGCAAUUUGGGUGUACAGAUCAUGUACAUGCAGUCUCACUGCUCAAUUCUCUACAAUUUAGGAGAUAAAUCACUUUUGUUUCUAUGUAUGCAUCCCUACUCACAUAAUUUCUUCUGGCUGUGACUCACACAACCUGCAUGAAAUACAUAGUUUCAUUUUUCAAUCAGAUGUACAUUUUUGUUUGCUGUUUUUAUCUCAGGUGCAUGAUCUAUGCACCAAAAGUGCAUCAUUAAGACAAAGUUAUAUUGCACAAAAGUAUACAAAAAGUAUAACAAAAAGGAGAAACUUUAACUUUAAAGGUGCCCACCCAGACGAAUAAAGGUAUAAAUAACCUAUACAAUAAAUAAUAGAUACUAAAAUACAACCUGGUAAUAAUAAAAAUAAUAAUAAUACUUAAAAAAGAAAGAAAAACAGAAAUAGUGUAAUACAGCAUAUGGUGGAAACAUUCACUUAUGGUGGAGACAUGCAGUUUAUCUUAUCCUGUAUGUAAGUACAAUCAGUAUUUAAACAUAUUUUUAUACUUUACAAUAGUGCACUAUUGCUGCUUUUUUAGAAUUUUCCAACUACCAGUUCAUUACUGGAAGAGGAUCAAUACUUUGGGGGAGAUAAGCCUACUAUUGAAUACCAUCUUGUGAGCGCUCUAUUUCCCUCCUUCCCUCCCCCCACUUUUUUUUUUAACUGUAGCGGGAUUACACAAUUUCUAAUUUAUCUUUCUUUUUUUUAGGUUUUAUUGUUAAUAUUAUUAUUAUUAUUAUUAUCAGGUUGUAUUUCAUUAUAUAUUAUUCAUUGUAUAGGUUAUUUAAACAUGUAUUCACCUGGGUGUGCAGGUUUAAAGUAAAAGUUUUCCUUUUUUGUUAUAUUUUUUGUAUACUUUUGUGUAUUAUAUAUUUUUUAGGUGUUGGUGAGACACUUUUUAGGUGAUCCUUUUUACUCAGUUUUAUGUAUAUAUAUAUAUAUAUAUAUACAUAUAUAUACAUAUAUAUAUAUAUAUAUAUAUAUAUAUAUAUAUAAUUUUUGUAUUAAGCUAAAGUUGUUUGGUGCUUAGAGUAUUCCUUUAGCUGUUUUUGGUUUGUCUUAGACAUCUUUAUAAGAGCUCUGACAUGUUCUUCCUCACUGUGAUGUAGUGACAUACUGAAUAUUAUUAUAUAUUUGGCAUAUUCAUACAGUAAGUAGGAGGAUUAAAAACACAUGGGGGAGGAACAAAAAAAUAAUCUGUUUCUCUUGUUCAUUUAAAAAAUGUGUCCUGGUUAUGUCAAGACUGAACUAGAUUUUUUAAAACUUUUAACAUACAUUUUAAAGAAAAAAUAAAGCAUCACAAAACAUGUUAAUACAAGUUAUUUGCGAUUUCAAUGUUAAAUUAAAUUGAGUUCUCUUUAAUUUAUAAUUGCAUUAUAACUUUUUAGAGAGAUUUUUUAAUGAGUUUAUAUUGUUUAUAUUUUAUUAAAAUUAUUAUAAAGAAAGAAAAUAAAGGUUCAGUAAUUAAGAUAAUUUUAUUACCUGUGAAAAUGCACAGUUGGAUGUGGAGAAAUGUUGAUUUUAAAAUAUAGUCAGAUUUUCUAUAGCUGCAAGAAUUUUUUUUUUUUAAUUAUUCUUAAAAUUUAAUUUCUACAAAGCCAUGUGUAUGAAAUUGGCUGCUUUCUAUUUUUAUCUCUACAGGUGGAAGUUUUGAGUGGGAUGAUGAUUUCCCACUAAUGACACAAAACUCCUCGUUUAUUGCCGCCAUGGCAACCGAGGCGGCUGCACUGAAGUCACAAAUAAGUCCCACCUCACCAACACCUUCUACUUCACUUCAAGGCAAGCGAGGAGAAGCUAGCCUGAUGGACACACUCAGGUUUACUCGCUUCACUGUCUCUCCUGCUGUGGAUCCUCAUCUUCCAAUGUGUGAGUCUGAAGUAGCAGCAACUACAGGUGAGCGCCAAAUGAGUAUCCUCAAAGUGUAUUCUCUGUGUACAUCUCAAUUUUUUAGACAUAGUAGAGUUUUUGUAAUAUUCACUCAUCAAUUCUUUUGUUGAUCACUUUGUAACCUCAUGUUUCUGUUCUUUGCUGAUAUUGGUGGAGCCUUGCAUGGUCGCCUGCAUCUAAUUCAGGAUUUCAGGCAUUGUUCAUUUAGUGUUCCAACAUUUCAAAUACUUUAAGAGUCAAUAUUUAAAUAUUUGUGGAGUGAUUCACAAAAACUAAAGUAGUUUUGGAAUACAUUUGCAGUGAUUCACCAAAUGUAGACUACUUGUUGUGUUGCACGUGUUGGGUUUUUUGAACCCACAUGUGAAAAAAGGUUUGCAUGGUAACUAAUGUAAUUAGGUGGGUGGAUUGUCCUCAAUAAAAUCAAGAGUGUUAUGCAAGGCCGGACUGGGAAGAAAAUUUGGCCCGGCAAUUUUUAAUUACAGCGGCCCACUACAAAGGGGGCGGGGCAAGAUAGGGUCUGUUUUGUCAUCACCAAUGACAAGCAUGUGUGUCUGUGUAAGGGGUGUAGUGUGUGCCUAAGGGUGCUAUGUGGGUAUGGGUGCUGUGUGUGUGAUUGGGUGCUGUGUUUGUGUGAGGGUGCUAUGUGCAUGUGAGGAAGCUGUGUUUGUCAGCAGUGCAGUGUGUGUGUGUGUGUGUGUGUGAGGGUGCUGUAAGUGUUAGGGGUGCAGUGUGUGUGUGCUGUGAGUGUCAGGGUUGCAGUGUGUGUGAGUGUGUGAGUGAGGGUGCUGUGAGUGUCAGGGGUGCAGUUUAUGUGAGUGUGUGAGUGUCAGGGGUGCAGUGUGUGCGUGUGUGAGUGAGGGUGCUGUGAGUGUCAGGGGUGCAGUGUGUGUGAGUGUGUGUAUGAGGGUGCUGUGAGUGUCAGGGGUGCAGUUUGUGUGAGUGUGUGAGUGAGGGUGCUGUGAGUGUCAGGGGUGCAGUUUAUGUGAGUGUGUGAGUGAGGGUGCAGUGUGUGUGAGUGUGUGGGUGAGUGAGGGUGCUGUGAGUGUCAGGGGUGCAGUGUGUGUGUGUGAGUGAGGGUGCUGUGAGUGUCAGGGGUGCAGUUUAUGUGAGCGUGUGAGUGAGGGUGCUGUGAGUGUCAGGGGUGCAGUGUGUGUGUGUGAAUGAGGGUGCUGUGAGUGUUAGGGGUGUCUGUGAGGCUGAUGUGACUUGGGUGAUUUCCCCCCUCCCUGCUUACCUUAUGCCUGUGAGGGGGGAUCCUGCUGCUGCCGCCAUCCAUCCCUGGUGGUCUUAGUGGUGAGUGAACUCUAGCCUGUAAGGCUAGAGUUCACUCUCGCGAGACCCGGAGCAUUACCAUGGCAACGGUCCGAAUCUCACGAAAGGAACCCAGCGGAGCUGCACAUUAGAGCUCCGCCAGGUUCCUCUCCUGGUUCCCUCAUCCUCUCCCUGCCGGUGGCCGCAGUAUACUGUAUGUGGGCCAGUGAUUGAGACCUUGGCCAAAAAUAUUAAAAUUUAAUACUUUCCAUGUGGAAAUAUGGAGACCUCUCAGAGGAUAUUCAAGGAACAGGUCAGGUUUAGCAAAUAAAGAACCACCAUAGGGUGCAGGGAUCAUGUCUGCUCCAUCAUUUACUCAUAAAAGUGCCAGAGACAAAAUGUGGGUAGGGAGUAAUCAGCAUAAAGUCCUUAAUGAACAUAAGGUAGCGGUUGGAGACAAACACUUGGCCUUCAGUAUAUCAUAGGGUGGAAAGUUGAGGGCAUGCAUUUUAAAGGUUGUAUUUUUCUGUCCAGUUCUUAUAUUUUAUUUUGUAAUUUAUGUGCAAAUUACAAAAAACUUCUACAACUAUUGUUAAUCUAGUAAUUAAGAGCUAAAUGUAUUAACUUGCAUUUUACCUUUUAAGUAUUACUGUAUCUACACAUUCCUGCAUCGUCCAAACCCACCUGUGUCAUUCUGGUAUAAAUUUUCAUGUUGAACCCUGCCUUAUGGCAUCAAUUCUUAAUGAGUCAUCUGUUAGUCCAAACAAUGACGUAGGAUCUAUGGAGUCACCUCUCUUUCAAUGCUCACAGAUGUUCUGCUGCAGAGCUUGCUGUGGUAUCUCGAGUACCCAAUAAGUCGUUCAUGUUUAUAGUGGUAUUUUUGUAUUUUGUCCUAGAUUUGUCUUGACUACCCUGCUACUUGGUAUUGUUUGACCUGGCUAUGUCCUUGAACUCAGACUUUGACUAUUUUCCUGUUUGUUAUUGCAUUAAGCUAGUGAUGCACAGUUCUUUUUAGAUUAAAUGUGCUAGAUUCGAUUUAUCUGUUCACUCUGUGUCUAAAACAACUAAACUCAGUAACUAGUAGGGAUAUCCACAUACUUUUGGCCAUAUAGUGUAUUUCCUAAAAAAAAUUACUUUAGUUCAGUCCAGAUGCCCCUGUGGCUUCAAAUCUAAGUAGACCCAUCGGCCAUUGUCUUUCUGACAGCCAUCUACUGAUAAGAUCCCACUCUUCGACUGAACAUUAUUUUCUUUUGACAAUGAGACAUAGAUUUCUGUAUUAUUCUGUGUCAUUGACUUUUUAUGUAAGUAGAAAAGUCUAUUCUUGUAUUAUCAAAGAAGCUUAAAUAUUACAGAAUAUUUUAACACAUCCAUUGCAGAAUGACAGAAUAAUAUAUUUUCAGUGGUGGGUAGUUCAUGAAAUAUGACUUUGAAACUUACUAUGAAUUGCCCUUACUGAUAAGAAUCUAGCUGAUUUGAUAACAAUCUAAUAAAUUGCAUACGGAAAACAUUGUGUAUGGGUAGUGGAUUGUGAGUCUCAGGUUUUACAGAUAGAAAAACAUAUAUUAAAAAAACAAGUCCUGCGCUCAAACUCUGACUACUCUUGGGCCUCAGCAACGACCAUAGUACACAUCAGCCCCAAUACAUACAGUAAGAACCAAAGAAAAAAAGUUACCUGCGUUCUCUCCCAAAUCCCUAUGUAUAUUUAAACAAAUGGAGGUUAUUUAGUUACUCCAAUACCCCCGCCUGCCAACGUCAAGGUAAACCUCUUAGGCGGGUUCUACACUAACCAUUCACCUUGGUUCCUUGAGCUUCUAGCAAAGAUAUCUCUAAUGAGACAGAGGGGUAUUUUUUAUAUCCACCCCUACAUACUCAUUAACCCUUAAUAGGAAACACAUGGGAUGGGCAGCAGCAUUGUAACCGAGCUGUGUGAUACAAAAGUGAAUCCAAAUACAAAAAACAAGUCCUGUGCUUAAACUCCCACUACUCUUGGGUGGCAGCAACGACCAUAGUACACAUCCGCCCCAAUACAUACAGUAAAAAAACAAACAGUUACCUGCUCUCUCUCCUCAAUCCCUAUGUAUAUUUAAACAAAUGGAGCUUAUUUAGUUACGCCAAUAAGAAUAAUAUAUAUAUAUAUAAAAGCUCAGUUGACAUGUAAAAACACAGGUUAGUCAAGAACGUCCCAGGAAGCCAGGGUUCAUACAACCAUUUCCAAUACAGUGUAAGCUUUUCUUUUGACAAAACGUGAGUAUUGUGACUUUCCUAUGGAAAGCUUUUUUAAUGAGCAUGAACAUGAUACAUGGUGGGCAGCACAUGAUACAGACACCUGUUGGUUGCCACUGAAUGGCUACUGCUCAAUUUUUUGUCUUCUCUUUAAAAAACAAAUGCAUAGGCAAAUCCUUACUUUUAAUUAGAGUAUUAACAACUUAUUUAGCCUCACCCAAAAGAUAUUGUUGAAUUGAAGUUGGCUCAUUUAGAAUAAUAUGUGCACCAUAUGUCCCAAUAUACGCAAACAUAUGAUCUUUAUAUUCUAUCUACACAUACUGGCUGAGUAGUGCUCACUGCUCUGACUUUGUAGUUGAUACACUUAUUUUAAAGUAGUGGAUGUCUUUAAAAAGAUUUGAAGGAACGCUCCAAGCACUAUAACAACUACAGCGACAGAAGAGGGUCUAUGGAAGAGCUAGAUUGUUAUGCCAAAGGUGAAUAAAGGAGCUGUGUCAAGUCAACCACUGUAGUGAUUAUGGUGCUAGGAGUGCCCUGGUGCCUCCAAUAUUGCAAGUAGUCAAGCCAUUUUUUUAUGUUUUGAGUACCAAAAGUUUAUAAGCAAGAAUGUUUGUUAGUUCUGGUGAGCUAAGCCAAAUACUGCUCCAGAACUUCUGGCUCUCCAGCUUUGGCAGUGGAGAUGUGGAACGGAACCCAGGUAAGAAGUCAAUCAAUUCAAAAAUCGUUUGGCAACUUACAUUGGGUUCUUGAAGUGUUCCUUUAACAAUGUUUAACAAUGUAUUAUUCAUUGAACGCUGCUAAGAAUAUAAUAUUGUAUCUCUUUUUUUAGGUGCUGUUGAGAACUGAAGGUGUUGACAUUCCCAUUGCAAAGACCAUGCAAGUACUUCAGGAACCACAUGACCAGCACCACCUUGUUCUUCUAUCUUCCCCAAAUUCCCUUCUUUGCUUGGUCAACUUUCAGCCACAGCAUUGAUAUGUGAAAAGGUAGAUUGCUGAAGGAUCCAAAAGGCUCAGGGAGACAUACUCUGGCAAAAGAAUGGGGUCAAAAGUGAGGUUUUCGAUUUCCAUAUGAUUAUUGCCAGCAGAGGAAUUUCACAUCAAAUAUUCUGGAUACAUAUUUCCAUCCUAUUGACUGGGAUGUUUUUCUUAUUCUACUUGUGCCAAAAUUGUUCCAAUGUAUUUGAUGCUCAGUUCCAGCAAUGGGUUUAGAAAUGUGUGUUGAUAUCAUGAAUCCCUAUUGCUAUUAGAGUCUCACUGUCUGCAAUAAUAGUAUGUUUAUUUAAUAAAAACACGUGUCAUAACAUCAUGACAAACUGACUUUAUAGUACCAACUGAUAGAGAGCAAAUCAUGUUUAUCUGUUGUCAGGACAACAAGAGAAAAAAUGAAAUAUUAAAAGGAUAUUCUACAUGCAACUUUUUAAAGUUAUGAGUUCCCUGAACAAGAUAGGAUGAAACGAUGCUUCACUUUAAGUCUAACUAGGUCAUGCCAUAUUUUAUCAACGAUUAAGCUAAGUAAAUUUGUUGGUAGUCCCAAAUGAGAUUUUCUUGUAACAAAGCUUUGGAAUUAAUUUGUUUCUUCGACUAAGCACGAGCCCCAAAGCAUAUUCACAAAGGCAAUUUCUAAACUCUGGAAUGCCUCCUAGUUUUUUUUUUAUCCAUUCCAAUAUUUUCAGAGCAUUUUAAACAUUACUGACUGCAGAAUAAAAUUUAGCAAUGAGAACAUUACAAUCCUUAACAGGUUAUAUUUAGACACAUAACAAAAAAGCUCAGUAGCAGUUUCUACUCCCUUGUAAAAAAAAGUCAGGAGGGUUAAAGAUACAAUAUAUACAUACAGAACACUACGUCUUAAUCGUCAGAGAGACACAAUAAUAACUAAAAGUAAAAUUGCCAAAACAAAAUGACUGUGAAAACAAAAAUGUAUUAAACAGAUGUUUAUGGCGAAACAGAUUGUUCAUAUGUAGAGACUGGCUGCACUUGCGCAAUGACAUUUGUUUCCAAAAACAGAUGUAAUUGGUAAAAGAGACUUGUAAGACGCAGGUGUAGGGGGUGUAUUUUUAUACCCAUUUUAAGAUACGUCAAAUUAAAUUUGUGCUUAUAAGAGGAAAAAAUAAAUAAAAGUAAGAAAAAAAAUGGCAUAUGGCAUUUCACUCUGCAUCGGUUAUGUAGGGCGGUGCUUUAUUGCACAUAUAGAAUACGUAAUAGAGAACUAUGAUAUAAGUAUAAAAUGAAUAAGGGAGAACCAAGCAUCUCCUUUAGAAAUAUAUAAGGCAGAGGUGGUUAAAAUAAAGAUCACAUGAUCUACUUUCUGGCUCUAGUGAUAUAAGAUAUCAUUGUGUAUGACUGGGUAUGUGUUACCCCAUUGUGGGUAUAAGUUUAAUGUUCGUUAAUUCCCUGCUGUUGCUUGUUUUUUCCUACACAAUAAAUGCAGAAUGUAAACCUGUUGCUGGUGAUGAGCUGGUUUACGAGUAGUGCCAAAUGAACCCAUUGGGGAGCCUUAUUGGAUUAAGCAAUUAAAUAGUUUGUUACACAGAAAUGUUAUGAAUGCAAAUGGUAACGUGAACUGGCAUUUGUGACACAGACUGCAAUUAUCAGUGUUUGCACUGGGGAUAAAUGAAGAUAUACCCACAAAGACGUACAUUAACUGAUUUUUUUUCAGUUUGGAGUUUUACUGUGAAAAACAAAAAACAAACAAAAAACAUUUAUACUUCAGUAUGAUAGCAACCACGUGGAGACACUGCUAAAGACUGGGUGCCCGUGAAUUUUUCUGCCAGUGAUUUUACAGAUUUUGCUAUCAGUAAGUAUAUAUUUACAAUCGGAUUUGACAGCAUUACACAAGGAAAGAGCGUAUAAAAGUAUAUGAACUGGUUAAGGCAUUUUUAGUAGAAUCACUUGUCAGGAAUCUUUGGAUUUAAAGAACUUAGAAAAAAACCUGAAUGAGUUUAAAAAAAAUAUUUCUUUUUUAAAUGCUCAAAAAGAGUCUAAAUAUCAGCUGGACACAUACUUUGGGAAUUUACUACAGUAUAGACAGGAGGCAAAAACCUGUACAUUUUGAGUAAGUUCAACUCUGUCACAUGUUUUAUAAAGUUACAUCAACAACAAAGACUGCAAAAGAACAUGGUGAAUUUAUUUUUUGAAAAACAAUUCAAUGGAAUUUUGGUUUCCGAUCAACUUCUGUUGGACAUUCAAUGUUGACUCCAACUUAUCGUUUUCCUCUUUAUACCAGAUGUUGACCCAGAAUCCAGCUUUAUCUUGGUUCCAUGAGUCCAGCAACUCCCUUCAUUGACUCCAGAUAAGAUUCAAAGACUUAAAGGCAUCACCAGAUUCUAGGCUUCAUGAAUGUGUGUUUGUACGUUUAUUACAAUUUUUAUUUAUUAUCAUCCAUAUUUUAUAUUUUAUUUAAGAUCAAAUAGAGGCCCAUGAAAUGUAACUGAUUUUAAGCAGAAAGCUCUGUCUUCUAACCUUCGUGUAACAGAAGCAGUACUAGAUUGCGUAAAUCUAAAAUAAAAAUAAAAGAGGAGACUUAUCUGUGAUACUCAAGUUGCCUAAAUGAUGGUAAUUUGGGAAUAAUUUUAAAAAAUGGUGAAUAAACAGCAUUUGCUACAA
Messenger RNA from Pelobates cultripes (western spadefoot toad), 53153 nucleotides. The record is from the annotation of a GenBank genome assembly. Lineage: Eukaryota; Metazoa; Chordata; Amphibia; Anura; Pelobatidae.